AUGGUGACAACGUUUAGUGAAGUCCCCUAUGAUGUUUCCCAUCAAUCUUUAGAAAUUACUAUUAUUUGUGUGUGUGUGAACACAGCUGCGGUGGAGGCGUGCGUUCUACAUGGGCUUAAGCGGCGAGCAGCGGGAUUCCUGCGUAGCAAUAAGAUAGCAGCGCUCUUCAUGAAGGUGGGGAAGAGCUUCGCCCCGGCAGAGGAGCUGUGCAGGAAGGCUCAGGAGCUGGAGCAGAUCAUCGAGAGCAAGUGAGAGCACGCACACCUUCAUAUCCACACACACACAUACACCACCGGAUCCCUGUACAGACACAGACCAUAGCACUCAAAAUCAAAGAGCUGUUACUGUAUAGUACUGCUAAGAAGUGCUUGUCAUGAUCUGUCACACAUAUUUAUAGUUUACUGAUGCAAUAAAUGUGUAACAUACUGUAAUACAUGAUCACUGGUAGCAAAUUGCCAUGGUUAACCAAAGGAAACUGCUGGGUUCCUCCCUCCCUCUCCCCUGUUUCUACAUGGCAGACGGAACCAAAGCUUUCCCAACCAGGACAGCGUACGGAGACUGCCCAGGCUGCCCAGCCUCAACCCGCAGGUGGUCAGAAACCUGUGGCUCCGCACGGCCCUCAUCGAGAAGGUGCUGGACAAGAUCGUGCUCUACCUCGUGGAGAACAGCAGGUGAGUCGGGGGGGGGGGGGGCGUGGUCACCUGCAAGGAGGAGGAAAAGAAAAUGCAGAAAUUCAUGGCUCACCUCCAUCACAUCUUUAUGUUCCAGUAAAUUCUACGAAAAAAAGGCCAUUCUGAUGGAUCCGGUGGACGGACCCAUUCUGGCCUCUUUGUUAGGUAACAUUGUUAAGCUUUUAUUCACAUACAUCUCAUCUCAGACAUUAUAUCAGUGUAGGUAGGGGAUUCGACUUACACAGGGCACCGAUUGAUGUAAGGGAUUCUCCUCACAUGCAUCUUUUCAUGCCAUUGUUCUGUACUCUGGCAGUGGGGCCCUGUGCCUUGGAGUACACGAAGAUGAAGACGGCUGACCACUUCUGGACAGACCCCUCAGCAGACGAGCUGGUCCAGAGACACCGCAUCCACAGUGGCCACUGCAGACAGGACUCCCCCACCAAGAGGCCUGCCCUUUGUGUAAGUUUCCAUCCAACUAGUCUACCAAACUCCCCCAAAUAGGAUUGACCAUGACCACAUUAUCCCCUGGUAUACAUUGCUCUUGAUUAUUUAAUAUCUUUGUUUUGCUGACACUGGACAAAAUUAGCUUAAAGGUAGCGGGGAUAUCAGUGACCAAUCCUGUCAUUGAAGUCUCCCCCAGCCUCUCUCUUUCAGUAGAAGAAAGACCUGCUGUUGUCAAUGCAUUAAGGAGCACAGUGCAUCCCUUCGGAGAGGACAGAGUGUAUUUUCACAUUGUCAAUGACCCCUGCAGCUAGAAACAUCUCGCCACGUAUCCCACUCCCAUGCUCGUUGACAAUGGAGAGCUACUUAUUGCAGGAUUGUAUCCUUUGUACCCCAGAGGCAAAUGUAAUGGGCUUUGUCAACACAAACAAAGUGGCGAGAUGGUUUCCCAUUUAGUUUUUCUUCAAGCAAGCAAACGCAAGUGUAGCAACCUGACUCAAAUACAGGGCUUAAAGGGUUCUUACAGAGUGGGAUAAGUUCAGUCGUGGCUAAUUCAUUCACAGUGGAUAAUUAUUGUGGUAAACAGUAUCAAACAAACUAAAUGCGCUCAAUGGUGGAUGAACAAUAUGCACAAUACAUACAUUUUGUGCCAUUGAUGUGUAGGGUAUCCAAUCAAAAAUGCAUAUUUUGACCAAUUGGUACAAUUAUAUGUUAAUUCUGUAGAUAAUCCUCUAAGAAUGUGAAUGGUCCAAACCUCAUGUCUCUAUCAUACUCCGUUCAAAAGGUAUCGGAGUUUUUACCCUUGUAGCAUGGUCAAAAUUAGGGUGACUAAGUUGAUGGAGGCCAGAGAAAAAAAGUUGUAAAGAAAUCUGUAAAAUAGCAUCACUCCAGCAAGGCUGGAUGCUGUGCAAGAAUUAAGGCUACCUGACAGGCUUACCAUUGAACUCGUCAUCUUUCUUCUCAAAUCCGGAGGACAUAAAACAGUUGGUCAGUAUGAAAAAUGUAUGCACUCACUAACUGUAAGUCGCUCUGGAUAAGAGCGUCUGCUAAAAUGACUAAAAAUAAAAACUAUAUAUCGAUUUUGAGACAUUAAAUGUAGUAUUUUCAUAUUUUACUAUACACUGUUCAUAUUAAAGGGAUACUUUGGGAGUUUGGCAAUGAGGCCCUUUAUCUACUUGCCUGGAGUCAGAUGAACUCGUGGAUACCAUUUUUUUUAUCUCUGCAUGCAGUUUGAAGGAAGUUGCUAACUAGCGAUAGCGCAGUUGCUAACUAGCGUUAGCGCAAUGCACUAAUGCUAGUUAGCAUUGGCUCGCAAAACUACCUCCGACUUCCUUAAUACUGGACACAGAUAUAUAAAAAUGGUAUCCACAAGUUUAUCUGACUCUGGGGAAGUAGAUGAAGGGCCUCCUUGCCAAAAUCUCAAAGUAUCCAUUUAAUGCGAAGUUCCUGUUCCUUUUCACAAAAACACCCAGAAAACACACCCAGGUUGGCACCGUAGGGGUCCACUUUGGGCUGUAAUAAAGGCCCGCCUUGGGCUACAUGCACUGGGCCCGUGGGUUUUUGCUCAUGGGCAAAUAGUUGGCCCCUAAUUGCUGUCAGCCCUUAUUCAGCCCCAGGUAAGUGUGGGUAGCCCAGUACCAGCCCACAAGAAGCCCUUAUGUUAUUAGGCCUGCCGUCAUUGGGUCCAUUACGGUCCAAAUUAAAGUUUGAUGGCCUAGUGAUGAAUUCCCAAAUAUUACCCACAUUCUACCCAAACAGCUGCAGUAAACCUGUUAAUUCUGCAGGUAUAAAAUAUCUAUGUUAAGUCCCAAAAAUGUAAUAAACAUAAAUUAAAUAACAUGUUCAAAUUCUAUAGAUUUUAUUGUCAAUAUUAAAUAACAGUUAAGUACCUCAGGGUCUGAAUGGAGUCUUAGGUUAAUAUGCAGUAAAUACAAUACAAUUAAAAGGGAAAGAUUUUCUAACAAUUGGAUAAUAUAAUAUAAUAAAAUGAAUAUAAAUAUAACAUAGUUUUUCAGAGAAAUAACAAGCAUAACAUUGAGUAUUUUUUAUUUUUUUAUUUAACAAGGCAAGUCAGUUAAGAACAAAUUCUUAUUUACAAUGACGGCCUACACCGGCCAAACCCGGACGACGCUGGACCAAUUGUGCGCUGCCCUAUGGGACUCCCAAUCACGGCCAGUUGUGAUACAGCCUGGAAUUGAACCAGGGGGUCUGUAGUGACGCCUCAAGCACUGAGAUGCAGUGCCUUAGACCGCUGCGCCACUCGGGAGCCCAUUUAAGUAUAUAAGACUUUGAAUGGAGUCUUUAGCUUAAGUACAAUAAAAUAUUAAUUAAGAAAGUGUGCUUUCAAAGUGAGUUUACAACUUCAACAUGCACAACAUUGACGUUUCAUUAACAUAACAUGAACAUUUCCUGGUUUAAAUAUACAGAGACACACCACAGACAAUUACAAACACAUCAGCUGCUGGACAGAGUAUACAGAACGUAUGAUUCUCAUGUAUACUCUGUCCAGCAGCUGUGAGAGCUGACAGACGGUUUCUCAGGCUGUGUUCACAUCAGAAAAAGCUGAGGUUGACUGUGGGGCUAAAAUGUAAACACAAUCCCCAUUUUUGAGCUUGCGUCCAGCAACCAAACGUUUAGACGUGAACCUCAAGGACUAGGCUGAUACUGGGCUGUUACGUAUCUGUACACAGACAGCCUCCGAGACAAAGUAGUUCCAGUGUUCUCUCUCCAGGUUUCCGCCGCUAGUCUUUCUCCUGUGUGACCUCUACUGUGUAGCAACGUCUCAGAUUUUCUUGUGCUCCCCUUGCUCUCUUUCACCCGUCUUGUCUGAGUGUGUAGUUAGCUCUUCCCAUUAGUCUCUCUCAGUCCGUUAGAGUGCAGGUGAGUUGGAGUGAUGAAGGGCCACCUCACUGACAACUCUGCAGUGAGCGCCACACAGUCACCCACUUGAACUAUACCCUCUGUUAGAGUGAGAUGAGUCUCUUUUAGGGUAUAGCAUAGCCCAACCUGACCUCACAAUCGGGUUCGUAACAUAGUUAAUCUAUGUCCCUCAAUUUCGUAUCAUAUUUGUGUAAUAUUUUACAACACAUGGUCAACAGAUGGUGCUAAACUUGGUUUCAGAAAAACAUUCCUGCACUUAAAUAUGAACGUGCAUACGAUAUAUACAAUACUAUAUACACUACCGUUCAAAAGUUUGGGGACACUUAGAAAUGUCCUUGUUUUCAAAAGAAAAGCAAAUUUUUUUGUCCAUUUUUAAAAUAACAUAAAAUUGAUCAGAAAUACAGUGUAGAUGUUGUAAAUGGCUAUUGUAGCUGGAAACGUCUGAUUUCUAAUGGAAUAUCUACAUAGGCGUACAGAGGCCCAUUUAUCAGCAACCAUCAGUCCUGUGUUCCAAUGGCAUGUUGUUUGCUAAUCCAAGUUUAUCAUUUUAAAAGGCUAAUUGAUCAUUAGAAAACCCUUUUGCAAUUAUGUUAGCACAGCUGAAAACUGUUGUGCUGAUUAAAGAAGCAAUAAAACUGGCCUUCUUGAGACUAGUUGAGUAUCUGGAGCAUCAGCAAUUGUGGGUUCGAUUACAGGCUCAAAAUGGCCAGAAACAAAGAACUUUCUUCUGAAACUCUUCAGUCUAUUCAUGUUUUGAGAAAUGAAGGUAAUUCCAUGCGAGAAAUUGCCAAGAAACUGAAGAUCUCGUACAACGCUGUGUACUACUCCCUUCACAGAACAGCGCAAAUUGGCUCUAAUCAGAAUAGAAAGAGGAGUGGGAGGCCCCAGUGCACAACUGAGCAAGAGGACAAAUACAUUAGUGUCUAGUUUGAGAAACAGACGCCUCACAGGUCCUCAACUGGCAGCUUCAUUAAAUAGUACCCGCAAAACACCAGUCUCAAUGUCAACAGUUAAGAGGGGACUCCGGGAUGCUGACCUUCUAGGCAGAGUUGCAAAGAAAAAGGGUCAGGGGUCAGAUAUAGGAUCGCCAUAUAUCACGAGAAAGCUACGGGUGUCUAGUAGGAAGAUGUGGUUUCUGCUACGAUAAACUCACCCCCCACAUUUAAGCAGCAUGUGUCAUGCUUACUAUAGCCGACAAGGUUCCCAUGGCAACACAUUGAUAUUCUACAUAAUUACCAUUUCAGGCCAUAGUCGGAGAAGGAGUUGAAACCGUUGCAGUUUCAAACAUUUAAAUCACAGAUGUCUAGGUGUUCGAAAGAAUGUGAAAAUGUUUGAGAUUCCCCCGGAUGUACCUGCAACAACCUUCCUUAGCCCCAGGUUGUGAAAGGGUAUUUUGUCAUUCGUGCCUUUCCAGUUGAGCUGUCUUGCCAGGGCAUGACUUAACAGUGCUGCCAUUGUCCUUCUUGUUGUCACUUGGACAUCACAAGCUCCAAUGGUCGCCAGAUAUGUAAUCUAAAAUUAAGGGAAAUAAAUAAAAACUAAAAUGUGUAAUGGAAAGAGACACUAUUAGUAAGAAAGUAAUUACUGUAUUGAGUAGGUUUACUAAGUCUUUUCGACUUUGGUGGUCCUCAAUUUUUUGUUCCAGGCGAUCAAGUUCAUCAUAGUUUUGUAAGGGUAGGCUGAUGUCGUCAGAUAAAGUGGCCUCUGCUAUACUUGAUCGAGAGAGAUCUGACACCAUUCUCUCAAGUUUUGUCAGUCUGUCCUUCAUUUCUUCAAGCGCAUUGACCAAGUACCUAUCGAUACCUGACAAGAAAGCAUCUAAUCACAAACUUUGGCCACAUGUACUCAGCGACGCUGAUAGCCCAAUUGCGUUAUUUUUAUAUAAUUUCGGCUUAGCAAAGAAUUUUGCAAGACUUACCUGCAGACAAAGAGUGGCUAGCAGGCAAAGGGUGGCUCGGAGGCAGCGGGUCUCUCGGCGCUAGAAGAUGGCUUGGAGUCAGAGAGCGUCUCGCAGAUUGGGGGCGACUCAAAGGAAGUGAGUGGCUCACAGGGUUCGUAGGGUUGCUGGUAGAUGGAGAGUUACUGGGAGGUGAAGGUAUUGGCAAACGUAUUGGUGGUGGUGGGACUGGAAGCACAGACACAACUGGACACAGGUCACUUGCACUUGGAAAAGUCUGUUGCGUUCAAGUUCUUCUGGGUCGCUUAGUAAAACCAUUUUGGUCUCCGCUUCUCUAGCUUUGAAUCUUGCCUUUUCAUAAUCAACUGUAAAAGACAAAUUAAUUUAAUUUGGCAGCUGUUCGCACUUUGUGGGACGUACUGUACAAAAAAUCUAUUCACCCCUUAAUAUGACAUUAUGCUGUUCAAGACGUUAUUCUUUCAGCACACCAUAUGGGUCAAGAAUCUAGUGCUAUUUACAUGUUCCUAUUGUAUUUUUGUGGGUGACCUUACAUGCAGAAAGAAUUCAGAUAAAAUGCCUACCUGCUGGGCCUGAAGUUGUCAUCUCAUAUGAAAUCCAUGUUUCACCAGGUACUUCAUGAGUCAUUAAAGCUCUCUUGCGUUUGUUCGGAUCGGUAUAAGGUGGCCAUAACAUUAUGGAUGAGUGCUCCUGUAUCUAUGUAUGACUAACAAUCCCAACUGAAUGAUCCAGAAACGCCACAAUGUGAUACUGUGCCAUUAGUAAACAAUGUAGAUCUCUGUAGGACAAUAGAAAAAUUAGAGUGCAGCAAGGGUGUGGCUGCCCAAUCUGUGCCCAUUGGGAUCAAAACAUAUUUUCUGGUAAUGUCCAAUAGGUGGUGAGCUUCGUCUCUUAGUUGAAGAUGGCGUGCUUUAUAAAUGCCAAUGUCUUUUGAAUCCAGGGGACUGGAGAAGAGUGACUCUAAUGUCAAGAACUUCCUGAAAAUAAUGUACUCCUCCCCUGUGUGAUUAUCUCGUAGGAUGUUCUGUACCAGUCCCAGGUCUCCGUUAACCAUAACACAGUUGUCCCCAGUAGUGGCAAUGCUGAACUGUUCAAAUAUAACUUUCAGAAACUGGGUGGAGUGAGGGAAUGGUUGGGCCUCUAGAGUGUUCUUUUCAGAGAAUGUUUCUUGUCCUUGGUUCUCUUUUGUCUUUUUGGAUGGAAACGUCCUCAAGUAAUUUGGUGAUUAAUUUGUUUGAGAACAAAUUGUGGUGUCCGGCAGACUUUCUUCAACUUUCUCAGAUAGUUUUCAAAAGGAAAAGCUGACACACUAUCUAAGGACCCAAACCUCCUCACAUCCUCUGACAAAUGAGUCAGAUUAUGGACAUUGUAGACCAACUCUUCAAUACCAUACAAAUUCUCAAACUCACUGAGGAAGUGUUUCAUGAGGUCAUCUGCAUAGUCACAGUAGUAACAGCACAAGGCAGGGCAGAGCAUCAAGUACAUGGCAAUGGAAAGACUCAAGAAGUUGCUGUAGUGGGAGGAGGAAAGGAUGUCUUGCAACACGACAGGGCCUGUGUAUAAUAGGAAUUGGCAGAAUUCGGUUGCUUCCAUCUGUCUAUUUCUUCCAAUCCUCUUGGUUUUCUCUGAAACUCCAUUGGAAUGUGCUGUGUGAUUGACACCAACCCCUUGAGGUGGCUCUCACUGCCCAAGAUUCCAAUCUACAAGAAAAAUCCAAUUUCAUCCAAAAAUACAUCAACUUCCGAGUUACUCCAAGACAAACAAGGUGCAUGUAGUCAAGAAUGAACGUUGUGACCAUGCCUAUGUUCAUCGGGGUAACAUUAGAUUGUCCUUUUAUGGUGAUUUUCAUCUUCCUGUCUCAAACUGAUCUUCUGUGCGGAUUGUAGCUGUUUUAUCUGGGAACGUCAUAUGAUUCUUGACAUAGACCCCUUCCUGAGUACAGCGCUCACACCCACUGUACCCAUUAUGGCCCUUAAUGUUCUUAAUGAACGAUCUUGCUGGAGCAUCACAAAUGAAACAAUAUGUAAAGUGAAUGAUUUCCCUGCCACCUCAAAACCCUCCUGUAGUCUCCCUACCUCCUCCAUAAAGUCAGACAAAUAUACCCCCAAAUCAUGUGGUUUACUCUUGCCAGAAAAAACACUCCUUCUCAAAAUAGACUUUGCCUAAAAUUGGUCACAACUGCAAAGAAGAGCUGUAUAAGGAAAAACCAUCAACAUUCACUUGGAGGCCAAUGGUGGUGUUGGCAAUGUUGACGAGGCGGCUGGAUAUUGUCUUGAGAUAAGACACAAUGCCAAGGUGUAAAUACUCGCCACCCUUAAUGGUUUGAACGUUGGAUUCUAUUUUUGCCGUUUGUAGGACAGUACGAGCAUGCUUUGGUAGAUUUGGAUGGAAUUCCUUCAGCACACCAAGAAGAUCUGAGAGGGUGUUCUGUGGUAUAUCAUUUCUCAAUGCCCACUCACAUAACACCUUGCAUAACUUUGCAGAAUUAUUAUCUUCCUCUUCUUCCUCAUCAAAGCUGUUACUUGUCUCAUCACUAUCGUCACCAACAAGAUUUUCAUCCAAAGAACUUAAGCAAUCCAGAUACACAUGAUUAGGCUCCUCGUGAAGAUUCAAUUCCGGAUGAACAUCUUCUAACACAUUAAUCAUUAAUAUCCUCUAGUGAAGAUGAUGAAUUGGCAAACGAUUGGAGUAUUCUUAAUGUGCGCUUCACUGAGUGCGGGUCCAAUCCCAACCGCUCAGUGGUGGCCCAGAAUUUUCUUGACCGCGAGGGGCCACUGAUGGCUGAUUUCGGGCCAUCUUAAGCCCGCACAGCCCAAUCUCAGCCACAAAGGGCCCCGCUCAGUCAUGUUUGCUGGGCAAGCGUAUCUCUGUGAAAUGUCAACGGAUCACUGAGCGUACCGCAAGCUUUUUAUUUCCAAAGCCUUUUACACUUAAUUCAGCUUGUGUCAUGCUAAUUUUGCUACUUGUCACCCGCGGAAACAACUUGGAAGACAACGACAACAAAAUGUAAAAUCCUAAAAAGUUUAGCUGCACCCCUCUGUCAACAGAGAUCGGUGCUUAUUAGCGGAUGUAUUAGCUUACGAAUAUAUAAGGAAGUGAAAUGUCAUCACCAAAGCGGGCAGAGUGGGUGGACAGCCUAUGAUGUGUGAAACUAAUUGGCCAAUAUAUGGAAGCUGGAUGGACGGAUGGAUAAAUUGGAAUGGGGGUAAAAACAUACAAAUUGUCUGUGUUUCCAGAUCCAGAAGAGACAUUCCAGUAGCAGCAUUGAUGAGCGGCCUUCCCCCUCGCCCUCAGCCCGGGACUAUGUGGAGUCACUGCACCAGAACAACAGAGCCACCCUGCUGUUUGGAAAGAACAACGUGCUGGUGCAGCCGGUAAACAUUUCAUCCUUCUACCAUCUCUAGGAGUGUUCUAUGUACUGUAUAAAUAAGAAAUGAGCAUCUCUAGAUAUGCUCAGAGCCAUAUACAGUAUGUAGAGAGAUUGGCCAUUUUGUGGUUGCUGUGCAAGAUGAUCUGUCAGUGUCCGGACUCCCCCAUAUUUAUGAUAGCUUUUGGAAACUCUCAAAAUAUUCAGUGAAAGCGAAUAUACCAGUUGUUAACACCACAAAAUAGUAGACCCAUUUGGAGAGACAUUUCUAAUGCCAAUCUGAAAAAAAAAGUGUCAAACAUUUCUUCAUAGUGCACUAUAGAAAACAGAUCGUCAAACUAAUAUCCUUCUUGGUGUUACAGAGGGAUGACAUGGAGGCUAUCCCAGGAUACCUCUCUCUCCACCAGACCGCCGACAUCAUGACGCUGAAGUGGACGCCCAAUCAGCUGAUGAACGGCUCUGUGGGAGACCUGGACUAUGAGCACAGGUGUGGAGAGCAAUUCACUAACAAUCAUGUCUCUUAUUUAUGUACAUCAAGCUGGCACAACAGAGCAAUGACAUGCACCACCUGUGUGUUGUAGUUAUUGUCUACAGUGGAUCAGUGUCACUAAAUCAUGCAGCGUGUCUGUCUGAGUGAGAUUCAGGAGGGCUCUGUGUCCUGGGGUCAACUCUGGAGAUGGGGAUAUGAUGAGGGUUGCUUUCAGGGGCAGCAGGGGUACGGUUUUGAUGGGGAAAUGGUCAUGCAUAUUUCAAAGCAACCAGUCAUAUUAUUUUAGUGACUCUGGUUCUUAGGCCGUAAUGUUGUUUGUGGCUGUAUUAACCUUUUCACACGUGAGUUCCAAAUAUCGUGAGUCUUUUAUUUUAUGCGCGUGAUGUCAGAAUGCACUCACUGUUCCAAAAUGUGAUUGUUACACAACAGAACAGUUAACCCUUACUGCCCUCAAACCAAAGCACGCUGCCUGCUAAUUAUCUAUAGGCUGUGUUUCAACCUGUCAAUUAUUUUUUAACAAGUUUUUUUUAUAACACCCGUUUGAAUUUAGGUGUGUUCCGCCUCAUCAUUAAUUCACAUAGAAGUAGCCCAUUUCACUGUGGUGGACAUUUUACAUUUGAGGCAUUACUGAGCCGGACAAACUUCCCUCUUUGAAGAGAGCCCAAACAAACUUUUUCCUCCCUGGCACAUUUUCCGUCUGACGCCUGCAUUGCCUUCACUACUAAUAAUAACUUUGGACAUGUGUGCGUUCCUAUCAAAUUAAGUGCCUUAUUACUGUAUCAUUAUAGUUUCUGUAUAUCGUGUUGUCGUUUCUACUGUAGCACACCUUAUGGAGCAUUAUGUAUUUACUGUUUUAUUCCCGUUUUCAAGUACUGGUGACAAAUCAUGCAUUCCGAUUCUUGCAUAGAUUGUAAUGGACAGAUAUGAUGUGUGUAAAAUACUUUUUUGAAGGUUGGACUGAUUAUGAUGAGCUAAUGCUAAGCUAAUUACAGCUAUGUUUGCCGCCAUGUUUGUUGACAUCAUGCAAUGCAGUCUGGUUGUCACGUAGACGUCUGUCAGACCAAAGAUGUUAUAACAAAACGAGGUGAAGGAAUGGUUCACUCGUCUUUCAAAUAAACUUCCGCAAGUGAAUGACGGAAUUGAAUGAUGGUAGACGACACCCCCCCCCUUCAACAUGCAUACUGCAAACAGACCCAACUCUUCUUGUAACCUCUUAUCUUUGGUUAACGCGAAAAAACAAACAUGGCGGCGUGCACAAACUACCCAUCGUUGGAUAACUUAAAACAUUUUGAAAGUGUUUUACUCAAUUAUUUCAAUCACUGGUGAGGUAACCCGUGAUGUGUGAAUUGUAAAUAGUAAUUGCUAUUAGCUAAUUCAUAUUAUGGUUCUGUCAGCCGAGUGUUAGCUAAAUAGGACCGCUUGUGUUAGGUCAUUCCUUCCUCAGUUAGCGCUACGACUAAUGUAGCCAAAAUGUUCCAGUUUGGAUGAGAAUUGUGUUAUACUGUCGCUACUUCUGUGAAUGUCUGAACAUUGCAUCCAAAAAUAAACUGCUCACAUUGAGGACAUAACGUUGUAAAGACUGUUUGUGCAAAAUGUUUCUGUGCAAAAACAGUGUGGCCAGCUCAAACGCUGACUGUUGCGUCAAUCGUCACUGGACGUUCUAAAUAAGCGUUCUAAUCACACCGGUUUGAGCGUACGCUGCAGGGACCACUGUAGAAUGAUCACAUCUGUGUGUUCGUACGUGUUAAAGGGCAUGUAAAACACAUCUGGUUCUUAGCCACUCAUUCUCAAUGUACAAUAAAAUGCCCCUCCAAAUCAAAUCAAAUAUUUGUCACAUGCGCCAAAUACAACUGGUGUAGACCUUACAGUGAAAUGCUUACUUACAAGCCCUUAACCAACAAUGCAGUUUUAAGAAAGAAUACCAAAAAAAAUUACACAAAUAAAUACAAUAAACAAUUAUACGAAAUGAAAUUAACAAAUAAUUAAAGAGCAGCAGUAAAAAUAACAACCGCGAGGCUACAUACAGGGGGUACUGGUAACGAGUCAAUGUGCCAAUGUGCAGGGGCACCGGUUAGUCGAGGUAAUUUGGGUAAUAUGUACAGUGAGGGGGGAAAAGUAUUUGAUCCCCUGCUGAUUUUGUACGUUUGCCCACUGACAAAGAAAUGAUCAGUCUAUCAUUUUAAUGGUAGGUUUAUUUGAACAGUGUGAGACAGAAUAACAACAAAAAAAUCCAGAAAAACGUAUGCCAAAAAUGUUAUGAAUUGAUUUGCAUUUUAAUGAGGGAAAUAAGUAUUUGACCCCUCUGCAAAACAUGACUUAGUACUUGGUGGCAAAACCCUUGUUGGCAAUCAGAGGUCAGAAGUUUCUUGUAGUUGGCCACCAGGUUUGCACACAUCUCAGGAGGGAUUUUGUCCCACUCCUCUUUGCAAAUCUUCUCCAAGUCAUUAAGGUUUCGAGGCUGACGUUUGGCAACUCGAACCUUCAGCUCCCUCCACAGAUUUUCUAUGGGAUUAAGGUCUGGAGACUGGAUAGGCCACUCCAGGACCUUAAUGUGCUUCUUCUUGAGCCACUCCUUUGUUGCCUUGGCCGUGUGUUUUGGGUCAUUGUCAUGCUGGAAUACCCAUCCACGACCCAUUUUCAAUGCCCUGGCUGAGGGAAGGAGGUUCUCACCCAAGAUUUGACGGUACAUGGCCCCGUCCAUCGUCACUUUGAUGCAGUGAAGUUGUCCUGUUCCUUAGCAGAAAAACACCCCCAAAGGAUAGUGUUUCCACCUCCAUAUUUGACGGUGGGGAUGGUGUUCUUGGGGUCAUAGGCAGCAUUCCUCCUCCUAACACAGCGAGUUGAGUUGAUGCCAAAGAGCUCCAUUUUGGUCUCAUCUGACCACAACACUUACCCAGUUCUCCUCUGAAUCUUUCAGAUGUUCAUUGGCAAACUUCAGACGACCCUGUAUAUGUGCUUUCUUGAGCAGGGGGACCUUGCGGGCGCUGCAGGAUUUCAGUCCUUCACGGCGUAGUGUGUUACCAAUUGUUUUCUUGGUGACUAUGGUCCCAGCUGCCUUGAGAUCAUUGACAAGAUCCUCCCGUGUAGUUCUGGGCUGAUUCCUCACCGUUCUCAUGAUCAUUGCAACUCCACGAGGUGAGAUCUUGCAUGGAGCCCCAGGCCGAGGGAGAUUGACAGUUCUUUUGUGUUUCUUCCAUUUGCGAAUAAUCGCACCAACUGUUGUCAUCUUCUCACCAAGCUGCUUGGCGAUGGUCUUGUAGCCCAUUCCAGCCUUGUGUAGGUCUACAAUCUUGUCCCUGACAUCCUUGGAGAGCUCUUUGGUCUUGGCCAUGGUGGAGAGUUUGGAAUCUGAUUGAUUGAUUGCUUCUGUGGACAGGUGUCUUUUAUACAGGUAACAAGCAGAGAUUAGGAGCACUCCCUUUAAGAGUGUGCUCCUAAUCUCAGCUCGUUACCUGUAUAAAAGACACCUGGGAGCCAGAAAUCUUUCUGAUUGAGAGGGCGUCAAAUACUUAUUUCCCUCAAUAAAAUGCCUCUCACUGUUCAAAUAAACCUACCAUUAAAAUUAUAGACUGAUCAUUUCUUUGUCAGUGGGCAAACGUACAAAAUCAGCAGGGGAUCAAAUACUAUUUUCCGUCACUGUACUUGUAGGUAGAGUUAUUAAAGUGACUAUGCAUAGAUAAUAAACAGAGAGUAGCAGCAGCGUAAAAGAGGGGGGGCAAUGCAAAUAGUCUGGGUAACCAUUUGAUUAGAUGUUCAGGAGUCUUAUGGCUUGGGGGUAGAAGCUGUUUAGAAGCCUUUAGGAUCUAGACUUGGCGCUCCGGUACCGCUUGCCGUGCGGUAGCAGAGAACAGUCUAUGACUAGGAUGGCUGGAGUCUUAGACAAUUUUUAGGGCCUUCCUCUGACACCAUCUGGUAUAGAGGUUCUGGAUGGCAGGAAGCUUGGCCCCAGUGAUGUACUGGGCCGUAUGCACUACCCUCUGUAGUGCCUUGCAGUCGGAGGCCAAGCAGUUGCCAUACCAGGCAGUGAUGCAACCAGUCAGGAUGCUCUCGAUGGUGCAGAUGUAGAACUUUUUGAGGAUCUGAGGACCCAUGCCAAAUCUUUUCAGUCUCCUGAGGGGGAAUAGGUUUUGUCGUGCCCUCUUCACGACUGUCUUGGUGUGCUUGGACAAUGUUAGUUUGUUGGUGAUGUGGACACCAAGGAACUUGAAGCUCUCAACAUGCUCUACUACAGCCCCGUCGAUGAGAAUGGGGGCGUGCUCGUUCCUCUUUUUUUUCCUGUAGUCCACAAUCAUCUCCUUUGUCUUGAUCACGUUGAGGGAGAGGUUGUUGUCCCGGCACCACAUGGCCAGGUCUCUGACCUCCUCCCUAUAGGCUGCCUCGUCGUUGUCGGUGAUCAGGCCUACCACUGUUGUGUCAUCGGCAAACUUAAUGAUGGUGUUGGAGUCGUGCCUGGCCAUGUAGUCAUGAGUGAAUAGGGAGUACAGGAGGGGACUGAGCACGCACCCCUGAGGGGCCCCCGUGUUGAGGAUCAGCGUGGCAGAUGUGUUGUUACCUACCCUUACCACCUGGGGGCGGCCCGUCAGGAAGUCCAGGAUCCAGUUGCAGAGGGAGGUGUUUAGUCCCAGGGUCCUUAGCUUAGUGAUGAGCUUUGAGGGCACUUUGGUGUUGAACGCUGAGCUGUAGUCAAUGAAUAGCAUUCUCACAUAGGUGUUCCUUUUGUCCAGGUGUGAAAGGGCAGUGUGGAGUGCAAUAGAGAUUGCGUCAUCGGUGGAUCUGUUGGGGCGGUAUGCAAAUUGGAGUUGGUCUAUGGUUUUGGGAUAAUGGUGUUGAUGUGAGCCAUGACCAGCCUUUCAAAGCACUUCAUGGCUACAGACGUGAGUGCUAUGGGUCGGUAGUCACUUAGGCAGGUUACCUUAGUGUUCUUGGGCACAGGGACUAUGGUGGUCUGCUUGAAACAUGUUGGUAUUACAGACUCAGACAGGGAGAGGUUGAAAAUGUCAGUGCUCGGAGUACACGUCCUGGUAGUCCGUCUGGCCCUGCGGCCUUGUGAAUGUUGACCUGUUUAAAGGUCUUACUCACAUCGACUACGGAGAGUAUGAUCACACAGUCGUCCUGAACAGCUGAUGGUCUCAUGCAUGUUUCAGUGUUACUUGCCUCGAAGCAAGCAUAGAAGUAAUUUAGCUCGUCUGGUAGGCUCGUGUCACUGGGCAGCCGCGGCUGUGCUUCCCUUUUGUAGUCUGUAAUAGUUUGCAAGCCCUGCCAAAUUCGACGAGCGUCGGAGCCUGUUUAGUACGAUUCUAUCUUAGUCCUGAAUUGACGCUUUGCCUGUUUGAUGGUUCGUCGGAGGGCAUAGCGGGAUUUCUUAUAAGCUUCCGGGUUAGAGUCCCGCUCCUUGAAGUGGCAGCUCUACCCUUUAGCUCAGUGCGGAUGUUGCCUGUAAUCCAUGGCUUCUGGUUGGGGUAUGUACGUACGGUCACUGUGGGGACGACGUCAUCAAUGCACUUAUUGAUGAAGCCAGUGACUGAUGUGGUGUACUCCUCAAUGCCAUCGUAAGAAUCUCUGAACAUAUUCCAGUCUGUGCUAGCAAAACAGUCCUGUAGCUUAGCAUCUGCUUCAUCUGACCACUUUUUUAUUGACCGAGUCACUGGUGCUUCCUGCUUUAGUUUUUGCUUCUAUGCAGGAAUCAGGAGGAUAGAAUUAUGGUCAGAUUUGCCAAAUGGAGGGCGAGGGAGAGCUUUGUACGCGUCUCUGUGUGUGGAGUAAAGGUCGUCUAGAGUUUUUUUUUUUUUUCCUCUGGUUGCACAUUUAACAUGCUGGUAGAAAUUAGGUAAAACUUAUUUAAGUUUCCCUGCAUUAAAGUCCCUGGCCACUAGGAGCGCCACCUCUGGAUGAGCGUUUUCCUGUUUGCUUAUGGCUGUAUACAGUUCAUUGAGUGUGGUCUUAGUGCCAGCAUCGGUUUCACUCCACCUACUUAUGCAAAAUACUGAACCCCAACUUAAAUCGUUUCUACAUUCAGUAACACCAAUCCUAUUCAGAGUUCUACACACACCAAGAGCGAUACAACACACAUAUCCCUUUGGCCAACUUUGUUGUUUAGCUCAGUGUGACAAGGUGAGUGACAUCUCAAUAACCCCUGCUUUGAUUCCAUCUCUUUCAGUGUGUACUGGGAUUACGCUAUGACCAUCCGUCUGGAGGAGAUUGUUUAUUUGCACUGUCAUCAGCAGGGUAGGUUCACAAGCAGAGGCUAGUGGAGGUAGACAUUCAGAGCACAGGCUCAUUGUAAUGUCUGGAAUGUAAUUGCUGUGUCUUUUAUGGAGCUAGUCUGCUAGCUACUGAUAUCAACAACAGCUAGUUCUGGUUCAUUUAUAGAGUUGUUCAUAUCCUUACAAUGGAUAAUCAAUUUGCACAGUUUUUUCAUUAUGAUUUUACCAUCAAAACUGUAAUAAUAGGUUUAAAAGGUCCAUAAAAGGUAUAAUAUUGUCUCUGCAGUGGACAGCGGGGGCACGGUGGUGCUGGUGAGCCAGGACGGCAUCCAGAGACCCCCGCUGCACUUCCCUAGAGGGGGGCAUCUGCUCCAGUUCCUCUCCUGCCUGGAGAACGGCCUCUUGCCCCAUGGCCAGCUGGAUCCUCCGCUCUGGUCCCAGAGAGGAAAGGUCAGCCCUGGAUGUCUACUCACAAGGGACUAUCUGAGGGGUGACACAUGGGGGAAUGCUCUGUUUAGUCAUCCAACAGUUCAAUACAACCAUGUGAAUGGGGGGUCCCUGACAGAGCCAAAUAUUAUUUCAUUUAAUAGUUCGAUUUUUGGGGGGCAGAUAUUGGAUUAUUUUGGAACCUGCACGUGUGUUAAUAUCAAUGAUGUAUAUGCACUGUAUAUACACUUGACCGAUAGGGGGGCGCAGUGUUGAAGCCACAGUGACUCCAUCUUUGCACUCUCCCACCAUUGUAAAAUAUAUUUUGGAAGCUAUAGAAAUGCAUUUCUUAAUGUCUACAUUCGUUUUUGCAACAUUUAUUCUAUUACAGAAAGAAUCCUUAAAAUAUAUAUUUUUGGGAUUUCUAAUGUUACUGUCCUCACUAAAACAAAAAAGACAUAAAUACAUGUAAUUUUGUCCUUGAAACAUUGAAUUCCAUUAAUUCUUACUGAGGACUGCUCCUACUGGGGAGUGCCAAUAUGGCCGACCGGUGGCUUCAAAGCCUCUUAAUGGCCAAUGCAUAGCAUCAGCAAUCCAGGGUUUAUACACCCCUUGCACAGAUGUCACAUUUUUGCUGCCUUAAAAUUAAAACUAAAAAGGGAUUACAUUUGAUAUUUUGCCUACAGAUCUACACAACCUGAUCCACAUUUUCAAAGUGAAAGAACAAGUAUGGAAAAUUAUAGAAGUAGAGAAAGGUUUUCCUCUACCUUUUUACCUGGGCUUUGCUCCUUUCAUAUUUAUUUUGAUCCUGACGAACUCCUCAGUCCCUGACAAACUCAUGAUGUCCCUUCCCGGUGAGAAGCGUACAUAUAACAAGAUGCUGCCACCACAAUACUUGAAAAUACACACUGUGAUGUGUUUUAUUGGAUUUGUCCCAAACCUAAAGUUUUUAUUUUAAGCCAAAAGGUUAAUUUAUUUGCCAUGAUGUCUUCCAGUAUUACUUAAGGGCCUUCUUGCAAACCUAAUGGAUGACUUGACAUUUAUUUUUCUUAACACAGGCUUCCUUUGUUUCACUUUGUCAAAAUGGCAGUAAUGUAGUGUGAAUGCAAUGUUGUUGAUCCUUUUUAUAUUUUCAAGUAUUGUGGGGGCAGCAUCAUGUUAUGGGUAUGCUUGUAACUGGCAGGGGCUGGGGAGUUUGUCAGGAUCAAAAUAAUGUGAAAGGAGCAAAGCCCAGGUUUAAAGCUAGAGGAAAACCUGCCUCAGUCUCCUGAAUACAUAACCCAGGGAUGUAGCUCAGUUGGUAGAGCAUGGCGUUUGCAACGCCAGGGUUGUGGGUUCGAUUCCCAUGGGGGGCCAGUAUGAAAAAAAUAAAAAAUAAUAAUAAUGUAUGCACUAACUGUAAGUCGCUCUGGAUAAGAGCGUCUGCUAAAUGACGUAAAUGUAAUAGAAUUACAUUUUUCAGCAGGACAAUUCCCUACCAGAUUAUGCCAAAGACACCAGAAUGGCUUUCCAAGAGGUGUUGAGUGUUCCUGAGGGGUCCAGUCUCAGUCCUGACAUUUAAACUGCUUGAAAAACUGAGACAAGGUUUGAAUAUUGCUGUCCAUUAAUGAUUCCCAACCAAAUUUACAGCGCUUGAGCAAUUUUUACAAAAACAAUGGAUAUACAGUGCAUUCGGAAAGUAUUCAGACCACUUAACUAUUUCCACAUUUUGUUAUGUUACAGCCUUAUUCUAAAAUGGAUUCAAUUGUUUUUUCCCCCUCAUCUCAAUCUACACACAAUACCCCAUAAUAACAAAGACAUUUUUGCAAAAUAUCACAUUUUACAUAAGUAUUCAGACCCUUUACUCAAUACUUUGUUGAAACAACUUUGGCAGCGAUUACAGCCUCGAGUAUUCUUGGGUAUGACGCUACAAGCUUGGCACACCUGUAUUUGGGGAGUUUCUCCCAUUCUUCUCUGCAGAUCCUCUCCAACUCCGUCAGGUUGAUGGGGAGCGCUGCUCCACAGCUAUUUUCAGGUCUCUCCAGAGAUAUUAGAUCGGGUUCAAGUCCGGGCUCUGGCUGGGCCACUCAAGGACAUUCAGAGACCACUCCUGAGUUUUCUUGGCUGUGUGCUUAGGGUCGUUGUCCUGUUGGAAGGUGAACCUUCUCCCCAGUCCGAGGUCCUGAGCGCUCUGGAGCAGGUUUUCAUCAAGGAUCUCUCUGUACUUUGCUCCGUUCAUCUUUCCCUCGAUCCUGACUAGUCUCCCAGUCCCUGCUGCUGAAAAACAUGAUACUGCCACCACCAUGCUUCACUGUAGGGAUGGUGCCAAGUUUCCUCCAGACGUGACACUUGGCAUUCAGGCCAAAGAGAUCAAUUUUAGUUUCAUCAGACCAGAGAAUCUUGUUUCUAAUGGUCUGAGUCCUUUAGGUGCCAUUUUUUCAAACUCCAAGUGGGCUGUCAUGUGCCUUUUACUGAGGAGUGGCUUCCGUCUGGCCACUCUACCAUAAAGGCCUGAUUGGUGGAGUGCUGCAGAGAUGGUUGCCCUUCUGGAAGGUUCUCAAAUCUCCACAUAUGAGCUCUGUUAGAGUGACCAUCGGGUUCUUGGUCACCUCCCUGACCAAAGCCCUUCUCCCCCGAUUGCUCAGUUUGGCCGGGCGGCCAGCUCUAGAAAGAGUCUUGGUGGUUCCAAACUUUUUCCAUUUAAGAAUUAUGGAGGCCAUUGUGUUCUUGGGGAUCUUCAAUGCUGCAGAAUUUUUUUUGGUACCUUUCCCCAGAUCUGUGCCUCGACACAAUCCUUUCUCUGAGCUCUACGGACAAUUCCUUCGACCUCAUGGCUUGGUUUUUGCUCUGACAUGCACUGUCAACUAUGGGACCUUAUAUAGACAGGUGUGUGCCUUUCCAAAUCAUGUCCAAUCAAUUCAAUUUACCACAGGUGGACUCCAAUCACAUUGUAGAAACAUCUCAAGGAUGAUCAAUGGAAACAGGAUGCACAUGAGCUCAAUUUCGAGUCUAAUAGCAAAUGUCUGAAUACUUAUGUAAAUAAGGUAUUUCUGUUUUUUAAUCGUAAUAAAUUAGCAAACAUUUCUAAAAACCUGUUUUCGCUUUGUCAUUAUGGGGAAUUGUGUGUAGAUUGAAGAGGAUUUUUUUUUAAAAAUCCAUUUUAGAAUAUGGCUGUAACGUAACAAAAUGUGGAAAAAGUCCAAGGGGUCUGAAUACUUUCCGAAUGCACUGUACACUACAUGACCAAAGGUAUGCAGACACCUGCUUGUCGAUCAUCUCGUUCCAAAAUCAUGAGCAUUAAUAUGGAGUUUGUCCCCCUUUUGCUGCUAAAACAGCCUCCACUCUUCUGGGAAGGCUUUCCACUAGAUGUUGGAACAUUGCUGCAGGGACUUGCUGCCACAAGCAUUAGUGAGUUCGGGCACUGAUGUUGGGUGACUAAGCCUGGCUCGCAGUCGGCGUUCCAAUUAAUCUCAAAGGUGUUUGAUGGGGUUGAGGUCAGGGCUCUGUGCAGGCCAGUCAAGUUCUUCCACACCGAUCUUGACAAACCAUUUCUGUACGGACCUCGCUUUGUGCACGGGGGCAUUGUCAUGCUCAAACAGGAAAGGGCCUUCCCCAAACUGUUGCCACAAAGUUGGAAGCACAGAAUCGUCUAGAAUGUAAUUGUAUGCUGUAGCGUUAAGAUUUCCCUUCACUGGAACUAAGGGGCCUAGCCCAAACCAUGGAAAACAGCCCCAGACCAUUAUUCCUCCUCCACCAAACUUUACAGUUGGCACUAUGCAUUGGGGCGUGUAGAGUUCUCCUGGUAUCCGCCAAUCCCAGAUUCGUCUAUUGGACUGCCAGAUGGGGAAGCGUGAUUCAUCACCGCAGAGAACGCGUUUCCACUGCUCCAGAGUCCAAUGGCGGCGAGCUUUACACCACUCCAGCCGACGCUUCACAUUGCGCAUGGUGAUCUUAGGCUUGUGUGCUGCUGCUUGGCCAUGGAAACCCAUUUCAUUAAGUUCCUGAACAGUUCUUGUGCUGGUCCCGUUCUGUGAGCUUGUGUGGCCUACCACAUUGUGACUGAGCCGUUGUUGCUCCUAGAUGUUUCCACUUCACAAUAAAAGCACUUAGUUGACCAGGGCAGCUCUAGCAGGGCAGAAAUUUGACAAACUGACUUGUUGGAAAGGUGGCAUCCUAUGACGGUGCCACGUUGAAAGUCAUUCAGCUCUUCAGUAAGGCCAUUCUACUGCCAAUGUUUGUUUAUGUAGAUUCCAUGGCAGUGUGCUACAUUUUAUAGACAUAUCCGCAACGGGUGUGGCUGAAAUUUCCUUUUCACGCAUUUCAAGGGGUGUCCACAUACUUUUGUAUAUAUAGUGUAUGUUGCCCUAAGAGUUGUGCAGAGUAGAAUAUUAUUCCAAUAGAAUUACAGCUGUAGAAAAAAAAAUAUUGCUGCCAAAGUGGCUUCCACCAAGUAUUAACUCUUGGUGUGAAUUUUUUAUUAAUUUAGAGAGUGUUCUUUACUGUUUCUUUUACUUGAAAAUGUGGAGCAGGUUAUGUAAAUCUGUAGGAAAAAUAAUAAUUGAAUCCCUUUUUUGACAAUUGGGAAAGGGAUUUGUAGACUUUCACUAGGCACUGUAUGUGUUAGACUGUAAAGACUACAUCAUGUCUACUGGGCAGAAGAAAUGAUAAAAACCACCCACACAUGGCUGCUUUAAGCCAGACCUUAUUAAGUAUGGCUUAUAUAAGCAGUCCUUCUGUUUGGUGAAAGUGUGGAUGUUUUAAAAAUCUAGGCGAUUUAAAAUUGUCAUUUAAAAAAAAUGUAUUAUUAGUUUUGUCUAAACAAACAAAGAAUGCUGUUAAUCAUUUUCGAUCCUGAAUAACAGUUUUGCUACAGUUUGUCACCUUCUUACAAAUUGUUUUGUUGGCAUUUACUGUAUCUACUAUUCACCUAAUUUCUGAUUACAGGGGAAGGUGUUCCCUAAACUGAGAAACAAGUGUUUACAGGGCUCCUCGGACUCAGUGUCCGAUAAGGAGGAGGAUGAAGCCACAGACUAUGUCUUCCGCAUCCUGUUCCCAAACAGCCAAUCAGAGUUUGGUAAGUGACUUUGACCCCUCCUCCAGAGCACUGGUAAUAUCCUGGUUUUCAUUUGCUCCAUGACAACUAUUAUUCGUGUGGUAACUUCAGGUGGCCCCGGAAUCAUGUUUUUUGUUUAUUUUUUGUCCAACUGUCCUCAUUGUCCGUUCCAGUGACUAUAACACACCCUCCCCGUGUUUCCCCGGGGGCUCCUCUCCAGUCCCACUCCUUCUCCCUCCACCUGAGAGGACAGCCCCCAUCCAAAUGGACCUUGGUGGUCCCCAAGCGCUCCUUCAGCUGUCCCAGAGACCCCUCCUCACACACCACAGGGAACAGCUGUAAUGUUGCCACACCUCAGCUCCUCCGUCUGUCUGUCCGUCCACUUGCUUUGCUUCAAUCACCGCCUCGCCCUCUGUCUCCUCCCUACAAACCUUACAAAUGAGUCCCCUAAUCAAGCACUCUCUGUCCCCUUUCCUUAACCUCAGUUCCUCUUGGACAAUAGGUGGCUGACUAUGGGUCUUCCAAUCGAAAAAUCAAAACGUUAUGUCGAGGUAAAUAGUGGUUUAAAGUAGUAGCAAAAGAGCAAAUGUUGAAAUUGACAUGUUAAGGGUUGAAUCCUAAGUUCAGAUGCACACACUUAACUCAGAAUGUCAUGCCUUGACGUCAAUGGAAGAUUUGCGUGAAAACUUCAGUAUGUGCGCGUUAACAGAAUAGAGAAAGUCCAAUAAGAAUGUGUCGUCAUUACCAUGCCGACAGACAGUUCUACACCCUCCACAGAUUGAAAUGUUUUGAUUCCCCAAAUGUCCUUGUUGAUGUGCUUGAUUUGUUCUCUAAUGCCACCUAACCUCUAUGGCAGCUAUUAACCUAUCCUCUAAUCUAGUGACGGAUCAUGCUCAAACUAAUUCAGCUGUGAUCGUGUCUUGAGAAUCAUCUGCAGAGGUAUCCAAAUCAUGAUGGGGCAAUGUGAUUCUGUCUGAGAGUUUGAGCCUGUGCAGUUACAGUAUAACACAGAGUUUGACCAUGGUCAAAUACAGGUAACUGCCAAAAUAAAGGAAUAACCAACAUAAAGUGUCUUAAUAGGGCGUUGGGCCACAAUGAGCCGCCAGAACAGCUUCAACGCGCUUGGCAUAGAUUCUACAAGUGUUUGGAACUCUAUUGGAGGGAUGCGACCCUAUUCUUCCAUGAGAAAUUCCAUAAUUUGGUGUUUUGUUGAUGGUGGUGGAAAACGCUGUCUCAGGCGCCGCUCCAGAAUCUUCCAUAAGUGUUCAAUAGGGUUGCGAUCUGGUGACUGAGACACACACACACACUUUUAAACCCCCUAUGCUCCUUUGAGACCCCUCUUUUAAAGUCACUAACCACAUUUCCAUGCACAGUUUUUAUGCGAGUAAAGUUAUACCUUCAUGAAAAACAAAAUCCCAACAGCUGUGAUGGAAACAGGAAGUUUCGGUUCAAUUUUAUAAAUGCCGACACAUUUUUUCGUUAAAACAUGGUGGUAUCUUUCUGUGUCUGUAAAAUAAAUUAUGCGAGAAAUGGCAAUGGAAAGAUCAUAUCAAAGUAAACUUGGAGUCACGCGAUGAUAUGGCGUUAGGUCGUCCCACUACGACUCAAUAAACCAUGCAGUUUAUUAGGCUACGGAUUAAAUAAAUUAUAUGAUGAGCUUCACAGGGUGGUGAAAGUGCACGGGGAUGAGCUAAUAAAUAUCGAGGGUCUUAUUCUGGUGACAUGAUGAUUGAUACUUGUCUGCCGUUUUGACAACUAAAAAUAUUAAUAAUCUCAUCAUGUAGACUAGCCUACUUGCACGUGCCAAGACCAGAGUAAGCACAUUUUCUAUUUAACGCAACAGUUUUUGUGACAAAACUAUAGGUAGAGUUGAAAAUGCAGUGGAAACACAUUUAACUUAAACAUUUUAUUCGGUACAUGAAAACUUAAGCAAAAAAGUACAUUUUGUGUGCACUAUGUCAUCACGCACUGAUUUUUAUAUGCAACAAGUCAGUUUGGUGGAAACACACUUGUGUGAAAAUGUGCAUAUUUUCUUUAUGCAGAUUUUAGAAUAUUCGCAUGAAACUAUAUCGCCAAUUGGAUGGAAACCUAGCUACUGAGAUCUCUUCUAGCCAUGGUAGACAACAUAAUGGGCAACUGGGCAUUUAUAUACAUGACCCUAAGCAUGAUGGGAUGUUUUAAUUGCUUAAUUAACUCAGGAACCACACCUGUGUGGAAGCACCUGCGUUCAAUAUACAUUUCCUUUAUUUUGGCAGUUUCCUGUACAUAUAAGUCAGAUACUCUCAUACGUGAGCUCUGCUUGAUAUAGUUUGCCUAGUACAAUGGCAACUCCAAGCUAAAUCAGGUACACCUCAAAUACUUUCAAGUCUUUUAUUUAUGUAUUUGACGUGGGUCUGAUAUGUUUCAAACCUCAUACUGUGCGCUAACCAUGAUGUGUGUGUAUGCUGUUCUGUGGUGUAGUGGCUCCAGAGCUGAUGGACCAGGGGGCCAACAUGUGGCAGCCCACCCCCAGGAAGUCCUCCUGCUCGUCCUGUACCCAGGUCAGCUUCUCACAUGGAGGACCCCCCAACGGGUGCAACCAUGAAAGGUCAGAGAAGGACACACACUGCUGGUUACCCAGACAUCAUCCCUGGCCUUUACUGAUCCCACUGACCUGAGAAGGAUACGAGAUCCACAGACCCAGGUUCAAAUACUCUUUGAAAUCUUUCAAAUACUUUGAGUGUUUGCUUUAGCCUGACUUGGAGUGCCAGGUGGGCAGGUAUGCACUUUCUAGACUUUUCUAUUGGUUCCAUUGCAAUAGGCAAGCUCAUUCAAGCACAAAUAAUUUCAAAUAGUAUUUGAACCCGGGUUUGUGGAUCUCGUAUCCUUCUCAGGUCAGUGGGAUCGGUAAAGGCUGAAGAACAAACAGCUGAAGGCAGUAUCGAGGUUAGAUUUGUGUGCUGUUUCCCUCUGCAGAGCCCCUUUGAAGCUGCUGUGUGACCAGAUGAAGAAUCAGAUCAUCUCCCGGGCGUUCUACGGCUGUACGUGAUUGUGAACACAACUCUUCUAUCUUCUGUACCCCUAGAUGAUUUGCAACGCGUUGCAACGGAUUUUAAUUUCAAACAGUUCAUCAAUUAGUCUAGCGUCCAACUAUUAAUUAGGUGUCAGAUGUAUGAUCGCCUUAUUAGAUAAUUUAUCACAUAAAAUCUCGGAAAGGAGGAUCAUUUGAAAGCAGUUAUGUUUUUGUAUUUUCAGGGCUAGCUUAUUGUCGUCAACUGUCCACUGUACGUACACACCUCUCGGCCCUGGUCAACCACACCAUCGUGGCGCCCGAUGUGCCCAGUGAUGCCUUCACGGGCCUCACCGCCGAGGUGUGGCAGAGGUUCCUUCAGGACUGCACUGUAAGUAUCACCAUCACAUUAUUAGCAUCAUUGCUAACAUCAUCACAGACACACACUGUGCAGUACCAGCCAGCUCAAACCCCCUGGCGACAAGAUGCGCGCGCACACACAGACGCACACACAGACGCACGCACGCACAUACACACACUCAUCUAUAUUCACCCGUUAAUCAUCACACAUUCUUACUCACACAACCAAACGUAUGCAAGGGUGACUAAUGCCCUGCCAUUAAGCGUAACAGGAGACAUUUUCAUGGGAGGGACUCGGUUGACUAAUAAUCUAUCUAGUUCAUCCAUGUGUGUCCAAUCUGUGUUUGUACAGUUCUACUGUGUGUAGUCAAUCUGGGCAUUUAGCUAAAAGGGCUAGAUUAUGUAUUAUACAUUAUUUAACAGUGAAUUAGGACCCCCACUGACAUCCAGUGGUACACAACCAUUCUGCAGAAGAAUUGAUGUACUGUAGAUAAGCCACUGGCCUCCUUUUUUUGUUAUGUGUUCUUGUGAAUUGUUUUAUGUCAGUGUAUAUGUAAAUGUUAGUGUAUUCAUGUGUGGGUACGUCAUUGUGUGUACUGUACAGUAUAUUCCGACCUGGGCUCACAAAAUAUUUGUUAGCUUUCAAAUAGUUUAGUGGCGCUUAAAUGAGCUCACCUGGCACAAUGGAACCAAUGGAAUAGUCCUAAAAGUGAAACCCGCACUCCAGACAGGCUCGAUCAAACUCUCAAAACGAGUAACUUCAUGAAAACGACUACUACUGGUAUUUCAACCCAAGUCUGUACAUACGCCUUUCUAUAUCUGUGUGUGUUGCGGUUCAAUGACUGAGGCCUGUCCCCCUCUGCUCUCCAGGCCUAUAAGGAGCAGGAGCUGCUGCGCCUGGUGUACUUCGGCGGUGUUGAACCUUCGCUGCGUAAGGAGGUGUGGCCCUUCCUCCUGGGCCACUACCAGUUUGGCAUGUCUGAGUCUGACAGGGAAGAGGUUGGUGUCACCCUUGCCAUUAGAUAUCACCACCAAAACCCCUUGACCUCCAACCCCUGACCCUUGCCCUGUGACACGGUGCAGGUGGAUGAGCAGGUGCGGGCGUGCUACGAGCAGACCAUGAGCGAGUGGCUGGGCUGCGAGGCCAUCGUGCGGCAGCGGGAGAAGGAGCAGCAUGCAGCGGCGCUGGCUAAGUGCUUGUCUGUCUCGGCCAGCGUGGAUAAUCCAAGCCCUGUUCAGAGGAUGAUGCACCGUGACUCCAGCAUCAGUAAUGAGGUGACGCACCCACGCCUGUCCACACGCACAGUCUUAUGGAACACAGGAUACCCGGUAGACCAAUAUGUUGUCUUGACCAACAUGUUAGAUCUCCAACGCCUCAAUAAUAUGAAAGUACAAAGCAUAUAGUGAAAUGUUAACUUGGGGCACUAAUAAUACACUGCCUUUACGACAGUUACAUAUCAAUACAUACAGGCCUACUGUCAAACUUGUCCACAUUAUGUGUUGUGCCAGGUUUUACUGACCUGUUUUCUCCCCUGCUGGUUCUCUGGUACUACCCAUGCCAGUCCUCCCAGAGCUGCAGCUCAGACAGACAGAGCCUGGCUCGCCUGCAGAGUGGCUCCAGCAGCAGCACCCAGGUACCCCUCAUGCACACUGAGAUCCUAUUAAAUACUGGAGCUGAAAUGUUACAUUUGAUUUUGUAUGUCAUUCUAUGCUCUAUGCUCACCUAAUUAAAAGUAUCUAAUUAUUCAUAAUAACUAACAAUACAAAUAAUAACACACAGGGCUGAAUACACACUUGCCUGUAUACAGGUGAUUCUACAGAAGUUUUGCAAAUUACAGUCCCAUCCCCAAAAACUUAGGACAUUUAUUUACAUCAUGAUAUGUUCUAAUUCAAUCCAAGGCAAUAAUAAACAUAUUGUUAAAUUAAUAUAGUACAAAGGCAUUGUUUACACACCUAUAUCUAUUGAGAGGUAGUUGUCCCAAACCCUGACUCCUAAACUUCAUGUUUGAAAAUAAAGCAAUUAAUGAUUCGAGUUAUAUUAUUACAUUGAAAUAUACGGAUCUAAUUAGUCAUUUUGUUUAUUUUUAAACAGCUUUCUCAAAAAAGUCUGUCCCACCUUUUGAUGUCACCACAUUAAAACUUUAAAAUAAAUGUGCCUUAAGCCACACCCCUACAGGUAUCACCAGGUGAUGGGAUUGCACCCCUCUCCAGCAUGGCCAAUAGUCUGUCUGCAAUCAUUUUGGAGAAAAUGAGUAAGCAAGUUGGUAAAUCUUCAUGUAUUUUUACGACGUGUCACUACUGAACAUCUAAUGUAUCAAGAAAUAUAAGAAGUACGGAUUUGUGACUAAAAUAUGUUUGCUGGGAUGUACAUCCAUCCAAAUGAAAGAUAGCCAGCCAUAUGUUAACUAUGGAGAUUCUUUAAAAUACAAAAUAAGUCAAAAUUGUCCAAACUGAAAUGGUCACAACCGAAACAAUUGAAACCAUAGCGAUAUAGAGGUCUCAUCUUUGUAUCUGUGCCAUUAUGGCGUCUGUGACGGCACGGGCAGCGCCAUAGAGGCUAUCUCCAUUUUAAAGUUGCAUGCGCCAUGCUCUACCAACUGAGCUACAGAGGACCACCAUGUGGGUAGUGGACAAGUGCACGUCUUCAGGAAAAGGUAUAGAGUAUUGAAAUGCAUAGCCAGCAGGGGGGCUUCAACCCUCCAAGAGCCCAAACAUUGACAUCUAUUUGGCCAAAACCUAGACGUCUAUAAUGUGCUCUACCGUACUGUUCUAUACUGUACUCAAGUUUACUCUACUUGAGUUUCUUACAAUUGAAGAAAGGGCCCAUGGACUCUUGAUUUCAUGGUCUUGAGACAUAACAUAAAUAAAUUCAGUCUUUAAUUUGUCAUUUGUCUCAACUCACUGGGUCUGGAUCUUGGGACCAAUGUCCUGGUAUAAAUCUUGGUCUUAGCCUGGAUAUUACCUUAGUCUUUGGUUUACAAACCAUAGGCAACCCAAUCUGAAGAAGACAAUGCUCUCUGAUCAUUGGCUGAUCACUCCCAACCCAUAGGAAUCCCCACCCAUUGGUCUACUUUUAAAUGGUGGAAGCCCUCAAUUGCAAUGUCUAUACUAAAAGGAGUUAUAUCCAUCUAGAGUCCUCCAUUUAUCUCUAUGAUUUACACUUGACACCAAAAUGCCUGUUAUGCUGCCAAAAUAAAGAUUGCUAAAGUAAUAAUUUAAAUGUCUACAGUGAGGGGAAAAAAGUAUUUGAUCCCAUGCUGAUUUUGUACGUUUGCCCACUGACAAAGAAAUUAUCAGUCUAUCAUUUUUAUGGUAGGUUUAUUUGAACAGUGUGAGACAGAAUAACAACAAAAAAAUCCAGAAAAACGCAUGUCAAAAAUGUUAUAAAUGGAUUUGCAUUUUAAUGAGGGAAAUAAGUAUUUGACCCCUCUGCAAAACAUUACUUAGUACUUGGUGGCAAAACCCUUGUUGGCAAUCAGAGGUCAGACGUUUCUUGUAGUUGGCCACCAGGUUUGCACACAUCUCAGGAGGGAUUUUGUCCCACUCCUCUUUGCAGAUAUUCUCCAAGUCAUUAAGGUUUCGAGGCUGACGUUUGCCAACUCAAACCUUCAGCUCCCUCCACAGAUUUUCUAUGGGAUUAAGGUCUGGAGACUGGCUAGGCCACUCCAGGACCUUAAUGUGCUGCUUCUUGAGCCACUCCUUUGUUGCCUUGGCCGUGUGUUUUGGGUCAUUGUCAUGCUGGAAUACCCAUCCACGACCCAUUUUCAAUGCCCUGGCUGAGGGAAGGAGGUUCUCACCCAAGAUUUGACGGUACAUGGCCCCGUCCAUCAUCCCUUUGAUGCGGUGAAGUUGUCCUGUCCCCUUAGCAGAAAAACACCCCCAAAGCAUAAUGUUUCCACCUCCAUGUUUGACGUGGGGAUGGUGUUCUUGGGGUCAUAGGCAGCAUUCCUCCUCCUCCAAACACGGCGAGUUGAGUUGAUGCCAAAGAGCUCGAUUUUGGUCUCAUCUGAUCACAACACUUUCACCCAGUUCUCCUCUGAAUCAUUCAGAUGUUCAUUGGCAAACUUCAGACGGGCAUGUAUAUGUGCUUUCUUGAGCAGGGGGACCUUGCGGGCGCUGCAGGAUUUCAGUCCUUCGCGGCGUGGUGUGUUACCAAUUGUUUUCUUGGUGACUAUGGUCCCAGCUGCCUUGAGAUCAUUGACAAGAUCCUCCCGUGUAGUUCUGGGCUGAUUCCUCACCGUUCUCAUGAUCAUUGCAACUCCACGAGGUGAGAUCUUGCAUGGAGCCCCAGGCCGAGGGAGAUUGACAGUUAUUUUGUGUUUCUUCCAUUUGCGAGUAAUUGCACCAACUGUUGUCACCUUCUCACCAAGCUGCUUGGCGAUGGUCUUGUAGCCCAUUCCAGCCUUGUGUAGGUCUACAAUCUUGUCCCUGACAUCCUUGGAGAGCUCUUUCGUCUUGGCCAUGGUGGAGAGUUUGGAAUCUGAUUGAUUGCUUCUGUGGACAGGUGUCUUUUAUACAGGUAACAAGCUGAGAUUAGGAGCACUCCCUUUAAGAGUGUGCUCCUAAUCUCAGCUCGUUACCUGUAUAAAAGACACCUGGGAGCCAGAAAUCUUUCUGAUUGAGAGGGGGUAAAAUACUUAUUUCCCUCAUUAAAAUGCAAAUCAAUGUAUAACAUUUUUGACAUACGUUUUUCUGGAUUUUGUUGUUGUUAUUCUGUCUCUCACUGUUCAAAUAAACCUACCAUUAAAAUUAAACUGAUCAUUUCUUUGUCAGUGGGCAAACGUACAAAAUCAGCAGGGGAUCAAAUACUUUUUUCCCUCACUGUAACAACAUCAUUAAUUAGAUGCGUAAGUAAUUCAAUCAAUUAACAAGUUUCAGAUUCAUACAGUCAACAGAGAACAAUGGAUAUUAUAUUUCUCUAAAUUCAAUUUAAAAAAUCUAGUUAAAUCAUGUUAUUACUUUUUUGUUAAUUUGGUAUGCAAAUAACAUUUUAUAAAAUGUAUCUGUAAUAAAAAAGAAUCACUACUGUUCUCCCUUUAUUGCAACUGUUUUACUAUGUUUCGGUAGUGAUAAAUGUAGUGGGGUGAUAAGGAAUUCGGGUAAAUAUUUCAUAUAUGCAAUACAAACAAAGUGUGUGACUAAUAUAUACUCAAUGUUGGAAGACUUAUGAAAAAUAGGAUACACAUUUCAAUUUUUGUCCAACCCCCUAUUUGCACCACUUCUGUAGAAUGACCCAUACACAAAAGCUGCUUAGUCCCACAGUACUGAAAAGUGAACUGUAGAACGAUGUCCUGAGCUUACCCAUGAUGGUGUACAACGAUUAUGGUCUAGCAAUCACUAUUUUAAUGGAAAUAUGUUGGAUUAUGGCUUCAAGGUCAAAUUCUAAGAGUGCCUCCAAAAGCUAGAAAUCGUUCCAUGACACACGAUACGUUGCAUUUUUUAUAAAAUACAAUCGUUCCAUUUUUGUAAUUCAUACCAAAAACACCUUUCAUAUUAGAAUUAUAAUAUUCCUAUUGUUUCAAACCUAUUGAAUUACUCUAGUCCAGGGUUUCCCAAACUCAGUCCUCAGGACCCCAAGGGAUGCAUGUUUUGGUUUUUGCCCUAGCACUACAUUCAAAUAAUUAACUAAUCAUCAAGCUUUGAUCAGCUGUGUAGUGAAUCAGCUGUGUAGUGUUAGGGCAAAAACCAAAAUGUGCACAGAGUUUGGGAAUGGUGCGUUUUGGAAAAUGUUUAAAAACAUUAUGGGGAAGGGUAAAUAUGCUGGAAUUCCAGUGUUGGUAGAAACAAAUGUCACCAACAAGAAAAGGAAAGAAAAGGCUAAUGUCCUAGGUGGUGCAUUUGCAGGUGAGAGUAAGAGGAGACGUAGGGAAAGGUUAAAGGAGAAUGGAGAUGUUUAAAGGAAAAAGGGGAGUCAGGAGAAGCUAUGGAUGCAGAGUUUUCUAUGUAUGAGAUGACAAGGGUGUUGGUGGGAUGCGGGCGGACUGCUCCUGGAGAAGAUAGGGUGUGUUACGUGAUGUUUAAGCAUGCACCGAACAGUGUGUUGGAAGCAGUGUAAGGUUGUAUAAUAAGGUGCUGGGUGGAAACGUGUGGUGGUGUUGCCGUUUGUAAAACCAGGUAAAGAUCUUGCGAGGGUGGGCAGUUAUAGGCCUAUCGUGUUGACAUCCAAUAUGUGUACGUUAAUGGAAAAUAUUAUAGUGAGUAGGAUGAUGUAUUGCUUGGAAGUUAGGGGUUUGUUGAGCGUAGCACAGAGUGGGUUCAGGAGAGGGAGGUCUGCCAUGGAUGCUCUGGUGACCAUUAGUACAGAGAUAGCCAAGGCCCUGUCAAUAAAAGAGGUGAUGAGUGUUGUGUAUUUUGACAUUGAGCAAGCUUACGAUACCAUGUGGAGGGAUGGGUUGUUGAUCAAGUUGAGUGCAUUGGGGGACGUCUGUAUAACUGGAUCAUGGACUUCCUGUUCGAUCGGGUCAUACGGUUGAGGGUGGGGUCAGAAUUGUCAAUGUGGUUUGAAGUGGACAAUGGUACUCCUCAGGGAAGUGUGGUUAGUCCGGUGUCGUUCACCCUGAUGAUAGAUUAUAUAUUUUAAAAGGUGGGACAGGGAGUGGGUGUGGCCUUGAAUGCUGAUGAUGGGGCUGUAUGGAAGAGAGGUAGGAAUGUGAAAUGUGAUGAGGAAGAAGCAAGAAGCUGUGGGAGUUGUGGAAGAUUGGUCUCUAACAUGGGGAUUUAGGAUGUCUGUGACCAAGUCCUGCUUUAUGGUGUUUUCUAGGAGGAAGGUCAAAAGAUGUUAGGCUGCAAAUAUACGUUCAGGAUAUAGGUAGGGUGUCUGAGUUUAAAUAUUUAGGUAUGUGGUUUGAUGAGAGGCUUACGUGGAAGAGACAUGUUGAGUAUAUUGAAAUUAAGUGUAGGAAGGUGCUGAACCUCAUGAGGGCAGUGGAAGGAUAUGAUUGGGGGUUGGAUAGACAAACACUUGUGUAUGUAUCAGGCAUUGAUCAGGUCAUCUUUGGAUUAUGGGUGCUUUGUAUAUGGAUCGGCAACCAAAACGGUACUACAGCAUCUGGAUAGGAUACAGUCAACGGCCUGAGAUUGUGUAUGGGUGCCUUCAGGACGACACCUGUUGAGGUAUUGUAGGUGGAUAGUGGGGAAGUGCCAGUGAGGAUAAAGCGGGACAAACUUGCAUUAGCAUACUGGGCGAGGUUGAAAGGGAGUUCAGAAGGACAUCCUGCGGUCAUGGCAAAUGGGGAAUGUUGGGAGCGAGGAGUGGGUAAGCAGAAGGCGUACGGGUGGACAAUUGGCCAGAAGGUGGUAGAAUAUGGACUAGGGUAGAGCGAGAUGGGGCUGGCAAUUGCAUUGGGGAAUGUUCCUCCGUGGUUGUUUCUGAAACCAAGUGUAGCUGUGGAUAUGAUUGAGGGUAGGAGAGAAUUGGGUGAGGACGUGAGAUGGGGUGUGAAGAUAUAUAUUACACACUACCGGUCAAAAGUUUUAGAACACCUACUUAUUCAAGGGUUUUUCUUUAAUUUUUACUAUUUUCUACAUUGUAGAAUAAUAGGGAAGACAUCAAAACUAUGAAAUAACACACAUGUAGUAACCAAAAAUGUGUUAAACAAUUCAAAUUAUAUUUUAUAUAUUUGAGAUUCUUCAAAUAGCCACCCUUUGCUUUGAUGACAGCUUUGCACACUCUUGGCAUUCUCUCAACCAGCUUCACCUGGAAUGCUUUUCCAACAGUCUUGAAGGAGUUCCCACAUAAGCUGAGCACUUGUUGGCUGCUUUUCCUUCACUCUGCGGUCCGACUGAGCCCAAGCCAUCUCAAUUUGGUUGAGGUCGGGGGAUUGUGGAGGCCAGGUCAUCUGAUGCAGCACUCCAUCACUCACUUUCUUGGUUAAAUAGCCCUUACACAGCCUGGAGGUGUGUUGGGUCAUUGUCCUGUUGAAAAACAAAUUAUAGUCCCACUAAGCCCAAACCAGAUGGGGUGGCGUAUCGCUGCAGAAUGCUGUGGUAGCCAUGCUGGUUAAGUGUGCCUUGAAUUCUAAAUAAAUCACAGACAGUGUGUCUAGGGCUCUAUUUCACUUUCUUAGAGCAACAGGACUAAUGAAGAAUUUAAUAAGGUAGGCUGUGACUGGCCUCACACUCCAGUACAGUAGGUGGCGGUGUAUGCACCUUAAGUUGGAUGCAAUCCACCAACCCAAUCUUUAAGAAGAGUUUGGGAAACGCUGCUCUAGUCUUUUACAGUUAUAUUGUUAUAUGUGUAAAGUGAUCUUUUAGCUUUUUUGAACCAAAGUUCCUCAACCCCACACUCUCUCUCCUGCUAGUUCUUCAGUUCACAUCCUCCCAUUCCUUCGCCUAGACUAGCCUGCUUCCCUUUGGCUUGUUCUUUUAGGUGUUUGAGUCCGUGGAGGAGGUGGAUCAGAUUGAGACCGAGCCCAAGAGCGAAGAGGCCAAGCAGGUGCCCAAGAUCCCCAAUGGAGGAGCCCUGCCCAACGGGACCAGCUCCCCAGACUCGGGGCACCCCUCCUCUCGCAACUUCUCAGUCACCUCAGGCCUGUCAGAACGCUCUCUGAGCACAGAGGACAGCACUGCACCUGACACCACCCCUAAAAACACCACCAGCACUCCUCCACAGUUGGCCCCAGCCCCACAGAGCCCAGUCAUAGCCCAUGAGGAAGAGUUGGAGGCAGAUAGCCCAAACAUCCAACCCCAGGCCCUGCAGGAGGAGAGGGACCUCCAGGCCAUGGACCCACCAGAGAAGGAGGAAAAAGAGAAGGAAGAGAGUGCGACCGAAGUGACCCAAGAGACUGAGGGCAACGAGACAGAAGUGCCAGAUAUAGAAAUAGACAAAAAGACAGUGACAAGGGGGGACAAGGCAACAGACGCAGGUGUGUUAGAGAGCCAGAAAAUAGAGGAAGAAAAUACUUCCGUGACUGAAACUGCCGAGACAGAAGAGGUAAGGACCUCUGAAAGGGAGGACAUUGAGUUACCGAAAGCAGAAGUGGAUGCUGUAGAAGAAACAGUGGAGUCCGAAACAGAUGAGUUCAAAACAAUGGAUGCUAAAGAGCCUGAGACAGAAGUGGUGAAAAUGUUGGAUGGAGAGCCAGCCAUGCUAGCAGACACAGAGGAGAUGCAGUCACUGGAAACAUUGAAAACUCGAGAGUCAAGAGAAACAGAGGACGAAGGAUCAGAACCAGAAUCUGUAGAUCCAGAAGAGAAUGAAACAAACCAUAGAGAGCCAAAAGAGGAGAAGUCAUUGAUAUCAACGGUGACUGCAGAAGCAAUGGAGGACAAGACAUCAGAACUGGAGGAUGAGCGAACUUCAGAGGCUGGAGAAACAAAGAGUGCUGAAACAUCGGAAGUAAAGGAAGCCGAAGAAAAUACUAUGGAAAAGACAGAAACUGAGAAAGAAGUAGGAGCCAAUCAGACUUUAAAAUCUGAGGUAGCCGAAACAAAGGUGGUUAAGACGGUGUCACACAAAGAAGUUGCAGAGGCAAAAGUGGAGGACAUUACAAAAUCUAAGGAAGUGGGAAAAAGAGAGGAGGAGGAGAUCAUACCAUCUGAGGCCGAGCUCCCAGAGACCGAGAAGAAUACAAGCCCCGUAGCAGAGACCAGGUUGGCAAGGGCAAUGGAAGCAUUUGGUUGCACCACCCAGAGUGAGGAGGCUCUGGCCACCACAGAAUCUGACGAGUCUCCUUCAGCCAUUGAGAUGGAGGAGAUCUCCUUGGCAAAAGUCUCCAUGGCCCCACUGUGGGACAGGAAGGGUCCGUGCGACCGUUCCGGGGUCGGGGCUGCUCUCUCUGAGGGCUCAGUCCCCCAUCUGGAGCUCCGACUGGAGGAGGAGGAGGAACAGUGCAAGCCCAGCCCAGAGGGCACAGAGUCCAACUUGUCUGAGGAGCCUGAGAUGGAGAGCAUUUUCCCACAAUUUGACUCCCUGGCCGUGGGCAGAGAGCUGAAAAACGAGGCCAUCUCUCCAGUGUCAUCCAUCGGAACCACCUAUUCUGUAGGCACUUGGCAUUUUAUUUUCGGAAUAUAUUCUUCCCGAAUAAUCAAGAUUUAUUUAGGUUUUUGGUUUUACAGUUCCGAGUAAGUUAUGCUUUAACAUUUGUGUGUGGGGGGGUGUUGCGCCUUUUGUUGCAGCAGGAGCUUUUAGACAUGUACACGAUGAACCUGCACCGCAUUGAGAAGGAUGUCCAGCGAUGUGACAGAAACUACUGGUACUUUACCCCUGCCAACCUGGAGAAACUGCGCAACAUCAUGUGCAGGUAAAAUAAAAACAGUCAUUCAUGUUUCUCUAGUGCUCUUUUGCAGAAAGGUUUGGAAAUAAUCUUGACUCAUUAUGUUGUGUGGAGCUCAAUGUCAAAUGGAAAAUAGGAAGAAUAAACGAGUUACACAUGAUGCUGACUUCUCUUCUCAGCUAUAUCUGGCAGCACCUGGAGAUUGGCUAUGUGCAGGGCAUGUGUGACCUGCUGGCUCCCCUCCUUGUCAUUCUGGAUGAUGGUGAGUUAACGCUGUUGAGUCAAGGCUGUGACUGUGUGUGUUCCCCCGUCACUCUCCUCCUUGGUAGUUAUGAUAUGGAUUCUGCGAUGGCAGCAAAAUGUGUCAACCUUCAAGAUUACUUUACCUUCUGAAAUUUGAUUUGAUCAGUCCUUUGUUUAACACACAUAUACAGAUGUAGGAUCUUCAUUUCAUCACUCUUUUGUUGCUGAGAAUUUUCCUGCACUGCAGGAAAUGCUGAUGAGCUUCGUGAUUUACAUAAAUUCACUGAAAACCCACACUAACACACGUUUAUAUUAACGGUAUUGCACUUCAUGUAGCCUACUUUAGGCCAGGUAAUAGCCUAACCACCGAUCAACCAACGUAAUGGACUAAACGUUAAAAUCCCAUUACUACAGGAUUAUUUUGCUGUGGCAAAAGGUCAAAUUAAGAUUCUACAUAAGCUUAGUCAAAUGACAGUCUGUCAAUGAGACUCAUCAUAGAUUAUCACUAUAUCAUACGGCAGUAUUGGAAUGUAAAGGAGGAGUACAAUGAAUAUAAUCUUAUGAAACAGGACAGGGAUAUUGUUGUGCUUCAGGGAGGACAACAGAAAUGGCGAUGAAGCGGGCCGCUCAACAUUUAUCUGUCUUUCAUCAAUCUCUCUCCCGGUCUUUCCUCAUCUCUCCCUGUCGGUCUUUUUUUCUCUCUCUCUCACGCUCUCUCACACUCACUCACUCUCAGAGGCCUUGGCCUUCAGCUGUUUCACUGAGCUCAUGAAGCGGAUGAAUCAGAACUUCCCCCACGGCGGGGCCAUGGACACUCACUUUUCCAACAUGCGCUCUCUCAUCCAGGUGAGGCCACAGAGGCACUUUAACUUCUAUAUAUACAUAUAUACAGUGCCUUCGGAAAGUAUUCAGAUCCCUUUACUUUUUCCAUAUUUUGUUACGUUACAGCCUUAUUCUAAAAUUGAUUAAAUCGUUUUUUCCCCUCAAUCUACACACAAUACCCCAUAAUGAUGAAGCAAAAACAGGUUUUUAGAAAUCUUUGCUAAUUUCUAAAAACAAUUCAACAGAAAUACCUUAUUUACAUAAGUAUUGACCCUUUACUCAGUACUUUGUUGAAGCACCUUUGGCAGUGAUUACAGCCUUGAGUCUUCUUGGGUAUGACGCUACAAGCUUGGCACACCUGUAUUUGGGGAGUUUCUCCCAUUCUUCUCUGCAGAUCCUCUCAAGCUCUGUCAGGUUGGAUGGGGAGCGUUGCUGCACAUCUAUUUUCAGGUCUCUCCAGGGAUGUCUGGGCUCUGGCUGGUCCACUCAAGGACAUUAAGAGACUUGUCCCGAAGCCACUCCUGUGUUGUCUUGGCUGUGUGCUUAGGGUCGUUGUCCUGUUGGAAGGUGAACCUUCGCCCCAGUCUGAGGUCCUGAGAGCUCUGAAGUAGGUUUUCAUCAAGGAUCUCUCUGUACUUUGCCCCGUUCAUCUUUCCCUCGAUCCUGACUAGUCUCCCAGUCCCUGCCACUGAUAAACAUCCCCACAGCAUGAUGCUGCCACCACCAUGCUUCACCGUAGGGAUGGUGUAAGGUUUCCUCCAGACGUGACGCUUGGCAUUCAGGCCAAAGAGUUCAAUCUUGGUUUCAUCAGACCAGAGAAUCAUGUUUCUCAUGGUCUGAGAGUCCUUUAGGUGCAUUUUGGCAAAUUCCAAGCAGGCUGUCAUGUGCCUUUUACUGAGGAGUGGCUUCAGUCUGGCCACUCUACCAUAAAGGUCUGAUUUGGUGGAGUGCUGCAGAGAUGGUUGUCCUUCUGUAAGGUUCUCCCAUCUCCACAGAGGAACUCUGGAGCUCUGCCAGAGUGACCAUCGGGUUCUUGGUCACCUCCCUGACCAAGGCCCUUCUCCCCCGAUUGCUCAGUUGGGCCGGGUGGACAGCUCUAGGAAGAGUCUUGGUGGUUCCAAACUUCUUCCAUUUAAGAAUGAUGGAGGCCACUGUGUUCUUGGGGACCUUCAAUGCUGAAAAAAAAGGUACCUUUCCCCAGAUCUGUGCUUCGACACAAUCCUGUCUCGGAGCUCUACGGACAAUUCCUUUAACCUCAUGGCCUGGUUUUUGCUCUGACAUGCACUGUCAACUGUGAGGCCUUAUCUAGACUGGUGUGUGCCUUUCCAAAUCAUGUCCAAUCAAUUGAAUUGACCACAGGUGGACUCCAAUCAAGUUGUAGAAACAUCUCAAGGAUGAUCAAUGGAAACAAGAUGCACCUGAGCUCAAUUUCGAGUCUGAUAGCAAAGGGUCUGAAUACUUAGGUAUUUCUGUUUUUUAUUUUUAAUACAAUUGCAAAAAUAUCUAAAAACCUGUUUUCUUUGUUAUUAUGGGGUAUUGUGAGUAAAUUGAUGAGGCAAAAAGUUUAUUCAAUCCAUUUUAGAAUAAGGCUGUAACGUAACAAUGUGGAAAAAGGGAAGGGGUCUGAAUACUUUCUGAAUACACGGUACAAAAGUAUGUGGACACACCUUCAAAUUAGUGGAUUUGGCUAUUUCAGCCACACCCGUUGCUGACAGGUGUAUAAAAUCGAGCACACAGCCAUGUAAUCUCCAUAGACAAACAUUGGCAAUAGAAUGGCCUUACUGAAGAGCUCAGUGACUUUCAACGUGGCACCGUCAUAGGAUGCCACCUUUCCAACAAGUCAGUUUGUAAAAUGUCUGCCCUGCUAGAGUUGCCCCGGUGAACUGUAAGUGCUGUUAUUGUGGUUUGGGCUAGAGCAUACAAUGACAUUCUAGACGUAUCUGUACUUCCAACUUUGUGGCAACAGUUUGGGGAAGGCCCUUUCCGGUUUCAGCAUGACAAUGCCCCCAUGCACAAGGCGAGGUCCAUACAGAAAUGGUUUGUCGAGAUCUGUGUGGAAGAACUUGACUGGCCUGCACAGAGCCCGGACCUCCCUUUGGGAUGAAUUGGAACGCCGACUGUGAACCAGGCCAAAUCGCCCAACAUCAGUGCCCGACCUCACUAAAGCUCUUGUGGCUGAAUGGAAGCAAGUCCCAGCAGCAAUGGUACAACAUCUAGUGGAAAGCUUUCCCAGAAGAAUGUAGGCUGUUGCAGCAGCAAAGGGGGGACCAACUCCAUAUUAAUGCCCAUGAUUUUAGAAUGUUCGACGAGCAGGUGUCCACAUACCUUUUGUCAUGUUGUGUAUAUAUUGGCAUGCAUCCAGUUGUUGUCAUGAAAAGUAGGAUACAGUGAAUAUAACACAUCCAACUUUAUGUUCUCCACUAACCUCUCCCUCCUCUCUUCCCCGACCCUUUUCCUCUACUCAACCAAACCCAUCUCUCUUCCUUCAACUGUCUGUGUGCCCUCUCUCCUCCUACUCCUGCCUACCCCUCUGUAGAUCCUGGAUUCUGAGCUAUUUGAGCUAAUGCACCAGAAUGGCGACUACACCCACUUCUACUUCUGCUACCGAUGGUUCCUCCUAGACUUAAAGCGUGGUAAUGACAUCCUGCUGUUAGGGGAUUUUAUACCGUAGCAAAUACCAAUUAAACUUAGGGGAGAGUGUUUUCAUACCGUCAACUAAAUGUCAAACAGCAAAGAAGAAGGCUAACAAGACCUAGUUCUAAUGAGCCGUUUCCAUAUGAAGGAUAUGGCAGGCAGUAAGAUCACUCAGGAAAAACAGGCCAACAUGGGUAACUAAAGGGCCCUGCCUUGGUUGGGUAACUGAUUCAGGGCCGGCCCUAGCCUUUUGGGGGUCCUAAGCAAGAUUUGGUGGCGGGCCCCCCCACCUCGCGGGCAAAACACUUUAGUUGCCCCCCUUUUGACUGCAGAGAGACAGUUAGUUUUCUGCAAUUCUACACGUUUUGCCAUGGGGUUUAGUCAAUUUUUCAGUUUCAAAGCUAAUUAGCUGAAAUUCUUCACAUUUUGCCAUGACUUAUUCCAUGUUAAUAUGCCAUACCCCAACCACACCUGACUUCUGCAUCCCCUGUACCUUUUUCUUUCUCAGAGCUGGUGUAUGACGAUGUGUUUGCGGUGUGGGAAACCAUCUGGGCAGCGAAGUACGCCUCCUCUGGCCACUUUGUCCUCUUCAUCGCGCUGGCACUGGUUGAGGUCUACCGGGACAUCAUUCUGGAGAACAACAUGGACUUCACCGACAUCAUUAAGUUUUUCAACGGUACACUUUCUAACAAUGAAUCAACAUUCAUUCAAUUGUUUGUGGAGCAUUAGAGGUCUGGAGUCUUUCUUCAUACAGUUGCGCUAGUUUAAAAGUUACCCUUCACCCGCAACGCAGGUGGUUAAGAAAAUCUAACUUAAAUUGAGCUUGCUGCCACAGUGAUCUCUACACAGUGUGACGCUAACAAAAAAAUUAAAUAAAUGUAGAUAUAACUUUAUAGUCCCAAGCUCUCAAAAUAUGUAUUUACACUGAUUUUUUCCCCUGCACUUGGACAUACGAUAAGUAUGUGCAUACACAGCAAAUGUGCAAGUGUUAAAUCUCUGUGUUAAGGUAAAAAGUGUUUUGAGUGUUAUACCCGAGUGUUGACUCUAGUGGGGUUAACACCAGUAGGACUGAAAUUGACACCACAUGCGGUGAAUAAAUGAGGUGUUAUUUGAAUCACAGUGCAAUCAACACUGCAUGUUGUUGUUACUCAACUGUGUUAAAUUCAUUUCCGUUAAAUCUAUGAGUGAAAAAGACGUGGGCAGGGCCUCAUUAUCAUUCUUCCCAGAAUGCUUUGUUGCAGGUAUUUUUUUUUUUUUAUAGUUUGUUUUAAUAUCUAUGUUUCUGCAUGCUCAUUGAUUGAUGAAUUGCUCUUAUACUAUACAAAGAUAAAUAACUUACAUUUUUCUAAACCAAUCCAAUCUGUAAGGGGUUGGAUUUGGUGGUCCUCUGUAGCUCAGCUGGUAGAGCACGGCGCUUGUAACGCCAAGGUAGUGGGUUCGAUCCCCGGGACCACCCAUACACAAAAAUGUAUGCACGCAUGACUGUAAGUCGCUUUGGAUAAAAGCGUCUGCUAAAUGGCUUAUUAUUAUUAUUAUUGCACCUGUUACUGAAAUGGGUGUUCCAGUUUAGGUGGUUUAGGUAGUCUUGUUUAUCAAGUCCUUCACCAUAGCAGUCAUUCUGAGUGCAGGUUGUGGGUGAUAAAAUAUUCAAAUUGUUGGAUAUCCUCCCUCUGGCUGGAUUCCAAUAGGAAUUACUAAUCACUUCACAAACCAGUUUAUUGUGACUUGCAGGUCUAAUGUGGCCCCAUGGGCCAAGAUUUUCAGACCACAAUGUUGGGGAUAACUAGGCCAUAACUAAAGGCCUUAUGAAAUGUAUAAUAUAUGGUCAUAAAGGGUUUACUUUUUUAUUCAAACACAUUCACUUAGGCAGUCACUUGGUUAAGGCUUCAGGACUAGUUAUUGAAUGCAACAACCAUGCCUCUGUCACUAACAAACACAGUCAUAGGUGGAUAUCUCUCACAUUCACUUGAAAGGCAUGCUGGGAAAUAUGCAAAUAAGGCUUUACAACCUACAAUGUUAAAGCAACCCCCCAAUAUACUGUAACACUACAUUUUACCUAAAACAAAAAAACGUGUAAUGGCAUCUAUUAAAGUGUUAAUUUAAAUCGGAAUUUACAACACCCAUGGUUUUAGGGACCAACACAAGUGUUCGUUUGUGAACACUUUGAAAAGUGUUAGUUUAACACUAUUUCAGUGGGUCACUAGGGGUGUAAAGGUAGGCCUACACGUAUUCCCAUUCAGUACGGGGUCUUCGGUUCGGUCCGCACUGUGAACCAGAAUGAGUACAUUAAAAAAUAUAUAAUUCAAAAUAAAAACACUAGGCCUAUAGGCUAUGCAUGCCUAUGCUGCGUUGUUGGCCUAUGCCACGAAUGGAACAAUGAGCCAGACAUUUCACUGGAUGUACUGUACAUUUACAUUUACAUUUUAGUCAUUUAGCAGAUACAUAUUAUAAAUGUGAAGUAUCCAGUUGGCGUUUCCACUCACUACCAAAUAUGGUGAUGAGAGGAAGCCUAGUGGCCGGCAGUGGGAGAAGGAGCCAGAUGGAUUUGGGCCGAACUUCUGUUAAUUUUCUCAUGAUGAAAUAUUUCAUCUCCAUACAGUUUUCUGUUUCCAAAACUAGACUCUGUAAAAAAUUGCGUUGUUUAGGAGUGCAAGGGCGAAUUCUGUUAUUGCACAAGUGCACUUCACAGAGUAGGCGUUCCCUAACGGAAAUAUGAUCUCACUAACUCAUGCUUGGCUCUGCCCAUCUUCUUGUUUGUUCUGCCCACUAUGAUUAAUUUGCUCCCAUUUGAAUCUAUCUUGGGUUAGUUAUAAAAAAAAUAUUUGCCUGUCUCUUGAGUAAAUCUGAGCUAUUCCAUUAAAACAACCACAGCCUAUGCGCGCAUUGUAAUCAAAAUUCAAAUCUUAAAUUGGCCAUUUCAAACUGUCCUUUUGUGAGGCGCAGCCGGGAACUAGUUCUGUACGAUUGCGAAUGAUGGGGUCAAUAAACCAGAAUUGGAGCAUCGUCCAUCAUCAUUUUAAAUCUCCAGUUUGGGAAAAUGUUGGCUUCCCAGUAGAUUACAACGGCGAGAGAGUUGUGGAUAAAACGUUAACAGUAUGUCGCCACGCUCAACGAGAAUAACCUAUGCAGCUGCCAAUACCUCAAAUAUGGUUUACACAUUUACACCGACAUAUUCCCAGUAUACCAGAACAAGACAGAAACGCGAAGAAACAACACAACAUCGCCUCCCCUCUGCAUUCAAGCAGCCCUUGGCAGCUGACAGGGCCAAAGAAAUUACAAGCGCGAUAGGUAGGCUAUGUUUAUAUUUUUUUACAGUCUUUGGUUUAUAUCUGCGGAUAUGCGCCCAUUCUCGGUGGUUGAGAAUAGGGGGUUUCAGCACCUCGUGAAAGUGCUCGAGCAAAGUUACGAAUUUCCCUCUUGUACUCAUUUCAGCAAACGGGUGUACCCGCUCUAUAUAUGCAAACCAAAGCUGAAGUUUUCAAUGAAUUGGCCAAUGCACCCUGUAUUGUGCUUACUUAACAAUGACAGCCAUGGUUGCCAGGUCAAACAAAUGUAUAGCCCGAUGACCACUCAAAACCCACCCAAAAGGCCUGAAAACGAGCCCAAUUUUUUUUCCAUAAGAGAGGAGUUGCCAUAAUCCUGGAUGCUGAUUGGUUAAAACCCCAUUCCAGUCGGUGUCUAUUCAACAAGUCAUCACCAGCUAAAACUAUGAUGUUGAAAUGCCUAUUUACUCUGUUCCAUCUCACUGCGCAAUCCACUGUCUCAUCAGCCCAGCCAGGCAAUUUGUAAACUUGAUCUCCACUGUAAAAAGCAUCUAGACAUUAUCUCCCAUUUAUUUUAGACUAACAUUUGGUUUUCAACAGCGGAGAUUUGUAUAAAUCUUGCUGUCUGUCUCUCCGACAUUUGCAACAUUGUUUCAAUAUUGAAAUUCGAUCUCCAGCUGUCGGGACGAGACAGACAGCUUUUCUCAGCCAGUCGAAAUCAUGAAUCAGCUGGCAUAAUUUUUAUGGAUAUAUACAAAGGAAUGUUAAUAGAAAACAGGUAAAACUAAACGAAAUGCAGCUAGUUUGCAGUCUGUCCAGCUUCAGUUUGAAGUGAUUGUGUUAGAUGUGUUGUUGGCUAGCUCCUCUGAACAACAGUGUCCUGAUGAGAGAGGACAUUUUCCAUGCCAGGUGAAAUCGUGCAUCAUUAGCUCAUUGUUAUGGAUGUAUCCAAAUAAUUGUCAGCUUAAACAAACGCAAAUGCAGCUACUUUGCUGUUAUUCUGGCUGCACUGUUUGAUGUGACUGCAAGUUAGCUGUAGUUGGCUAGCUAGCAAGCAAGGGAUAGGAACGUUGCCAGCCAGUAUGGCAAUGGAACAUUUAGAACGAACCAUAGAUGCAGAACAAAAAUACUUAACUGGGUCGCGUAUCGGGCAACCGAACCAAUAGAACAAACGACCACCCGGCUUUGGGUAGCAACCUUUAGAUUUGUGUUGGAACUGUAGCUCAUGGAAGGGUGAAAUAGUAUGAGUAAAUUCAUCAAAAUAAUGUUUUUUAUGAAAAUAUGUAAAUUAUUAUUUGAAUAUGUUGAUAACUCAUUGUAUAAAAGUGAUAAUGCCAGAGAAGCUGGUGUUUGGAGGAUAUAUUGGCACGGUUUGCCGGCCCUUGACUUUGUCUCAAGCCUAACAACACCCGUGCCAAUAUAUCCAAACACCGGCUUCUCUGGCAUUAUCACUUAAAUAUACCACGGCUAAGGGCUGUUCUUAAGCAUGACGCAACACGUAGUGCCUGGAUACAGCUGUUAGCCGUGGUAUAUUGGCCAUAUACCACAAACCCCCGGGAAGCCUUAUUGCUAUUAUAAACUGGUUACCAACGUAAUUAGUAUUUUUUUGUCAUACCCGUGGUAUAUGGUCUGAUAUACCACGGCUUUCAGCAUUCAAGGCUCGAACAAGGUUUGCGAAUGUGCAGAACUAUAAUAAAUCCAACAGGAGAGUUUUGAGUUAUGAAAGUUGGACAGAGGCUUGGACGAAGAUAAAAAAAAACUAUGUGCCAGAUGUUAAGACCACAAACCAUUAUAAAUGGCCCAUUUGCGAGAUUGACUUGUCAUUUCAAAAGGCAUAGACUACAGACCAGUGGUGGUCGGUGCCGUUUAAAUGAUGCGUGGCCUUAUUUCUAUUACAGCAUAUUGGAUGACUCAUUCAUAUUCCAUUCACACAGCUCAAUGUAACAGUGAUAGGUUUAGGCUACUACAUGAUACUCGAAAUGUCCCUGUACCCAUCAUAAGGUUGCUACAACCUAGCCUAUGAAUGAAAGUUUACAACGUAGGUGCACAGGUCGAGAGAAUUGAGUAAUCAAGGUGACAGUGACACAUUCAAUACCGCCUUGCACACGCUUUCCUGCAUCUAGCUGAUCUAGGAUGUAAUCAUUAAUCCAACAGUUGCAAAUGAGAGUUUCUAUUGGACAAAUUCAGCUAUGUUUAUCCCCAUUUCGUUUACCUUUUCCCUUCGCUUGUGCACUUAAGUGCACAACAAAUUAGCUAUCUGUGACCAGGCAAAAAAAUAUUUCCAAGCCAAACCUUCAAAUCAUGACUUCUAACUAUCAUUGUCACUUCAUAGUCAACAAACACUACAUGACCAAAAGUAUGUGGACACCUGCUCGUCGAACAUCUCAUUCCAAAAUCAUGGGCAUUAAUAUGGAGUUGGUCCCUCCCUUUGCUGCUAUAACAGCCUCCACUCUUCUGGGAAGGCUUUCCACUAGAUGUUGUAACAUUGCUGCGGGGACUUGCUUCCAUUCAGCCACGAGCAUUAGUGAGGGUGGGCACUGAUGUUGGGCGAUUUGGCCUGGUUCGCAGUCUGCGUUCCAAUUCAUCCCAAAGGUGUACGAUGGGGUUGAGGUCAGGGCUCUGUGCAGGCCAGUCAUGUUCUUCCACACCGAUCUCGACAAACCAUUUCUGUAUGGACCUCACUUUGUGCGUGGGGGCAUUGUCAUGCUGAAACAGCAAAGGGCCUUCCCCAAACUGUUGCCACAAAGUUGGAAGCACAGAAUCGUCUAGAAUGUCAUUGUAUGAGAACUUGAGAACUUGUUCUCAACUGGCCUACCUGGUUAAAUAAAGGUGAAAUAAAUAAAAUAAAAUAAAAUGUAUGCUGUAGCGUUAAGAUUUCCCUUCACUGGAACUAAGGGGCCUAUCCCGAACCAUGAAAAUCAGCUCCACACCAUUAUUCCUCCUCCACCAAACUUUACAGUUGGCACUAUGCAUUCGGGCAGGUAGCGUUCUCCUGGCAUCCGCAAACCCAGAUUAGUCCGUUGGACUGCCAGAUGGUGAUUCAUCACUCCAGAGAACGCGUUUCCACUGCUCCAGAUUUUUACGCACUUCAGCACACGGUGAUCCCGUUCCGUGAGCUUGUGUGGCCUACCACUUCGCGAGUGAGCCGUUGUUGCUCCUAGACCUUUCCACUUUGAUAACUUCCAAUUUAAUUAACUAAACAUGACUAUUAAUAAUAGCAUAAUAACAUAAUGCUACAAAACAAUAAACUGAAGUUAUAGGCUAUUAAAUUGGUUUGCCAGCUCCAGGUAGGCUACACAAGUGAAACAAAUAUAUUUGCAAUAUAUAUUCCAGUGAUAGUCAUUUUAACAUAUUUAUUGUAUCAAAUGGUAGGCUACAAUAGCAUAUAAAUGAAUAGGAUACUUGAUGGCCAACAGAUACAAAUGUAUCAUUCUCCACAUUUUAAUGUCAGUUUCAUUGAGGACUUUUCCACAUUUUUAAAAAGAACCACGUGAGGCAGUUCCAAAACUUCAAUUUCAAAUUUCCAUUCAGGCAGGCCCCGAGACUCAAGAACUGAGAAUGCAUAAAACACAUAGCUUGAUACCAUUUUUCUUUAAGCAAAGUCAACAUUAGAAUGCCGUUUAAACCACCUCCGAUCAUGUGCGCCCAAAGUCGUUUUACACUGCUUAGUGUCUACUAAGUGCGCGCGUGCUGCUCCCUCUCCUCUCGCUCAAGUGACUCAGCCAAUAGCUGUAGUGCUCUCUCAACACACAUACACACGGCCCUCCCCACAACUCACUCACUCAGCAACAGCAUGCCUCACUCCCUGACAGUCAACAGCAGGUGAAAUGGAAAUAUAUAUUUUUAAGGAGAAAUGCCAUGGCGGCCGCGGUGCAACUUAGAAAUAGGCCAAAAACCCGCAACCAAAAAACAAUGCAUGCGCGACAUCGUUUUCAAAGUAGCCCAAUUUGGCCGGAAAACUGCGACCAUGGCAACACUGGUGACAGCCCAUCACUUUACCCCAGAGUGGGAAAUGUACCGUGCUACAGACACGUCCCCUUUAUGAGUCUCAAGUGCGCAUCUGGCACUGAAGGAGGCAGUGUCAUAGUGCUUUCGUAACCAAGAUGGAAGUGGGAAUUCCUCAAAAGAAUAGUUGACCGGCCUCUAAAUGGUACAUCACUGGGGCCAAGCUUCCUGCCAUCCAGGACCUCUAUACCAGGCGGUGUCAGAGGAAAGCCCUCAAAAUUGUCAAAGACUCCAGCCACCCUAGUCAUAGACUGUUCUCUCUGCUACCGCACGGCAAGCGGUACCGGAGUGCCAAGUCUAGGUCCAAAAGACUUCUCAACAGCUUCUACCCCCAAGCCAUAAGACUCCUGAACAGCUAAUCAUGGCUACCCCCCCACCCCAUCCUUUUACGCUGCUGCUACUCUGUUAAUUAUUUAUGCAUAGUCACUUUAACUCUGCCCACAUGUACAUAUUACUUCAACUACCUCAACUAGCCGGUGCCCCCGCACAUUGACUCUGCACCGGUACCCCCCUGUAUAUAUAGCCUCCCUACUGUUAUUUUAUUUUACUUCUGCUCUUUUUUUUCUCAACACUUUUUUUGUUGUUGUUUUAUUUUUACUUUUUAGUUAAAAAUAAAUGCACUGUUGGUUAAGGGCUGUAAGUAAGCAUUUCACUGUAAUGUCUGCACCUGUUGUAUUCGGCGCAUGUGGCCAAUACAAUUUUGAUUUGAUAAUUACUAGUGAGAAAACUCGUCUAUCAUCCUGAGCUCCCACAUGGUAACCUCUGACGUCACCUACUAAGGAAAUGGCCUCUAUAACAGCAUUAUCGGCAGUUACGUCCUCUGUAGCUCAGCUGGUAGAGCACGGCGCUUAUAACGUCAGGGUAGUGGGUUCGAUUCCCGGGACCACUCAUACACAAAAAUGUAUGCACGGCAUACUUUGGAUAAAAGCGUCUGCUAAAUGGCUUAUUAUUAUUAUUAUUAUUAUUAUUAUUAAAUGCAACAACAAAACAUUUUGUAAAAAGCAAUCCAUUCAUGUGUUUUUUUAAACUAUAAUUUGUUUACGAUCAUGAUAGCUGUACUUUUAGUUUAUGGUUGACGCAGCUUGUUGGGCAUUAGCCAAUCGGUGUUUCUCAACUAGUUCAAAUCACAUAAAUGCAUCCAACUGGUAUUUACGAAUUCACAACUUGUAAAUUCCCACCUCCCACAUGGUUACAAAUGCAGCAUCAGAGUGGAAACUUGAGAGGCCCAACAUAACAAUCCUGUCACAACAGACAAUGCCAUGAACAUUGUGAAUGCUGAACAUUGUGAAUGGCAUUACAUUUUCCCGCUGUACCAAAACCCCAAUUGAACCGUGACCCCAAAACCGCACUACCUUCCGAACCGUGGGUUUGGUGAACCAUUACACCCCUAUGGGUCACAUGUAAUUUCUAAGAAAAUGUUACAUUUAACACUGUGGGCGUUAAAAUUCUGAUCUCAAGUAUGAAAAAAGUAUGAAAAAAAGUAUGAAAAAUGUAUGCACUCACUAACUGUAAGUCGCUCUGGAUAAGAGCGUCUGCUAAAUGACUAAAAUGUAAAUGUACAUUUGUGUACAGUACUAUACCUUUUUUAUGGUAAACUGUCUACCACCUUGCAGCAGUUUAUAUGAAACACUCGACUAGGGCACAAGCUGUAGAUUACAGAUUAAUUUUCAAUGUGGAGCAUGCCAUUGCUUUAAUUGCCUAGAGAAAUCUAAAGGUGUUUUUUUGUUCAUGUCCCACUGUCAAUAGUUGAAAGGGUAAUAAUAAUGUUGAAUGGGUACCUGUGCUGAGCAAAUGAAUGGUUCAAUGAAUAACACGCAUACACAAAAUAAAAAUGGUGUUAUUGCCUUGUGUAUCGAUGUUGGAAGUGGUCCAGCGGGAAUUAAAUCUUCUCUCUUCUCCUUUCAGAAAUGGCUGAGCAUCACAACAGCAAGCAGAUCCUGACACUGGCCCGGGAACUGGUGUGCAAGGUGCAGACGCUCAUUGAGAACAAGUGA
This is a messenger RNA of Coregonus sp. 'balchen', 47949 nucleotides long. NCBI's taxonomy places the organism in Eukaryota, Metazoa, Chordata, Actinopteri, Salmoniformes, Salmonidae. The record is from the annotation of a GenBank genome assembly.